Messenger RNA from Cinara cedri, 82932 nucleotides. The record is from the annotation of a GenBank genome assembly. NCBI's taxonomy places the organism in Eukaryota, Metazoa, Arthropoda, Insecta, Hemiptera, Aphididae.
GCAGUUUCCGUGUUUGUACGUUUUUUCGGUUUGUGAAGUUAUAGUUAUUCAAAUGUUGAAGACUGAUAGAGGGAAAUAUAUGCUUUCAUAUCAUGGCUACAAAGAAUAACAAACAAUAUUGAAUUGCAAAUAUAGGUAAUAUUUUACAUUUAUACAACUUGUAUACCUAGUUAAUUAUUUUAACUUUAUUACUAUUAUCAACGGGAUUUUAACCAUACUUAAAAAACAAAUAAUAAAACAAACAAAUUUGUAGACAGUACUAAUUCUAACAAAAAAAAAAUAUUUUUAACUAUAAAAGCAUAAAAAAUAAAUGUAACAGUCCUAAGUCUAUAAAAAAUAGGAAAAAAGUAUUAAAUUAAAAAUAUAUAUACGCGAAGAGUUGACAUCGCGAAAAGUUGAUAUAGCGAUGAAUAUUGACGUAUAUCCGUAUAAAUGUAUGCAUUAUACGACAUUUAUAUCAUAGUUCAAAGGUCGAUUAUUAACUAUAUUAUAUAUUUUAAAUAAUAGACAUAAUCUGUUUUAUAUUUUCAAAAUCAUUAAUCGAAUAUUGACGAUUUAAAAUAUAUUUCAAUUAUUAGGUUUUUUUUUUUUUUUUUAAUAAGGGCCUGAAAAAGUAGUUAGGAAAAAUGUCUCUAGAUUAAUGUAUAUAGGGGUAGACAUUUCAUUAGACUUCCGUGACAUUUUUCUUAGCCAGUUCUAUGAAUAGAUUGUAGACACGUCUAUAGAAGUGCAUAAUAUGUUAUAAAUUAGCAAAAUAUUAAUGUCGUUUAAAUUGCUUAUACACAACUCUGAACUCAUUUGUUGUGCAUUAUAGAUAUUUUGUUUUCAAACGCCUAUUAUAUGGUCAUCUAUUUUCGUGACUACCAUAUUUUGUCGAAAUUUCCUAUAUCUGUGACGUAUCGAAGAUCGCAUAUUAAACCUUCACGAAUAUAAAUUGCAUAACGGCUCAUCUGUGUUAUUUAUAUAGAAUUGAAAUUAUUCAAAUAAUAUACACGGAUAUUCAUUGAAGGAUCUGCGCGAAUAUUGUUCGAAAUAAUGUCCAAUAUAUGUAUAAUAAUACAUUCUCUCAGGAAAGGUCGCCCACAACUAUACUCGCUAACAGUUCGGGUAUAUUAAAUUAUGAGGUUGCAUUAUAUUCGUAUAAUAUUAAAAUACAGUGACUAUAGAAUACUAAUACUAAUAUUAGAAAAUAGAUUUAAAUUAAUAACUCUGACGUGAUCCCGGAGGUUAAAUUAGGUUUUGAAGAACAGCAAACGUUCGGUCGGUCGAUGGUCAAUCUAAUAAAAUAAUAAUAAUAUUAUUUUCAAUACACGGAAUGAAUACCUACGCUAUCGGCAGGUUUGAAAAUUUUUCGAAAAAUUUAAUACAAAUACAGCAAUAUAAUAAAAUAUGUGCAUUUAUCGAUACACUCGUCAGAACUUUAUAUCAGUAUUGUACAAAAGUACACUAUAAGACUUUCAGUGCAAUAUGUAAUAACGGACUGAUGCACCAUGAUAUAUUCCAUGUUUGAGUUGUUCGUACAAUAAUAGAAACCAUUCACCAUAAAAUACGACUCGUAAACGGACAAAGCCACGUUAUAACUUGAUAUUCAUUAGAAGGUAGCCGCUAAAACAUUAUUGCAUAAUAAAAUUAUAAAAAUUUGUAAGAGUUAGAAUCGAAUAUAUUUUUUUCUUACGUCUAAGUAUUUAUAUUACGGGGUUAGUUUGUUAUCACAAUGGUAGGCCUCAAUUUAUUGGACGAUACACAUUUUUAUAUUAUAUAAGUCCUUUCAUAGAUACGUCCGAUUCGAGCUUUUAAGCUCUGUCCCUUCAAAAAAUAAAUAAAAUAUUCUCAGUGACCGAUUGUUUGUCCGGAUAUAUUAUGUGAAUACAGCACUCAGUACGGAUACAUGAUGUGAAAGGACCUCAAAUUGUCAAAAUAAUUACGGACUCUAUUUAAAUAGUCAAGUUUUACAUAGCACUCCUAUUAAGAAAAUAGCAGUUAGUAGUAGUUAGUAAAUGCCGCCAAAGACAAUAACCAUAAUAAUCAAUAACAUUCGUACAGACGAUACGAACUCGGCGGCGGCGCGGCAGUUUCCAAUAAACUAAUUUGUAUAGGUUGCCGAAGUUGUGUGUAAUUAUUAUCAAUGAGACACACGACCCGCGAGUCCGUUGAAACGAUUAAAACCGAGAAAAUUGUCUGGCAAGAGGAAAAAUAAAGGUACUAGAAUUCAACUGCUACAUAAUACGGCGGCGUUGGAAUUAUAAUUUUUUUUUUAUAGGUCGGUUAGGUUUAACAUUUCCGAGGCCUAAAAACGAAUAAUAAUUAUUACCAGAGUAUUAUUCAAACAAAACUCAUAGAUUGUGCGGUGCACGUUUUACGUAAUAAUAAUCGUUAUGCCACAAUGAAAUAAGAAAAUAAAAAUUACGUAUCGAAUAGCGAAUAAAACAUGAUAAGGAUAGAACGUUUUCGAAUAAAUAUGUUACAAUAACAAUAUUAUAAAGAUCAACUUUCCGGCCGACCUGCAAUACUAAGCACACUAACUAUUAUUUUUUAUAAAGUUAGUAUUGAGUUUAAAAGUUCUUUAUGUACAUAAUAAGUUCAAAUUUAAUCAGUUUAUCUAAAAAUAAUUCUUAAUUUAUAUAAGAGUUGUUUUAGAUAGGCUAGGCAGAUACUUGAAAUAUUUUAUUCUAACGUGUUCAAACGAAAAAUUGAUCGGUUUUUCGGUGGGUAGGUUCAAUGGUACAACCAGGAAGAAAGUUAAGAGAUACUACUCUCCCCCGAAAAUUUAGAUAUUGUACGCUCUACGUAGGCACAAAUUUCCUUUAAAUUUUGAAUAUGCUUACACUUUAUCGAUUUAGUAAUUUACUAUCCUACCCAAAAAUCUGUCUAAAAACUUGAUUGUGCUACUGAGGUUAUUAAUUAUAUUUUAGUAUUUACAUUUAAAUAUUUAAACAAUAAUCGUGAACUAUAGUCAACAUAGAGAGUUUCUCUUAUUUCACUGCGAUGGUGGAUAUCCGAAAAGUGAGAAAGGGAAGGGGGGAGGAUUAUUCAAAAUUAUAACCAUCUAUAAAACUUUUAUAUAAAAAGAUAGAUAUACUUCGUUCGAUGAGUGGGCUACAAGCUUUCUGGUGGAAUUUUUGUGCACAGUAAAAAAAAAAAGUCUAAAUCACGAGUUCGAACUCGCGACCCCUAAAGAAACCAAUAGGCUUGAAGUACCAUAAGUCUACGAUAAACAUAUAUUAAAGUACAUAAUAUAGAGAUAUUUAACAUAUAUAAUAUUAGCACUUUAAAUUUCGAAACUAAGUCAGUCCGCUCAAUUCCAAUUUCACCAUCGUUUUUAAAUCGGCAAUAUACAUAUCUUCAAAGCAAAAUAUUGAAAAAAUUAGAUUUCUUCUCAUAGUUUUUUACACAAACAAUUUUUGUUAAUAUUUGAUUUUAACAUUUCUUUAUAAAAAAUAUCAAUUUUUUUUUUUACCAUAACGUCCACCUUUAAUGAACCUUCUGUUGAAUUGUCAAGUAUUAUUGUCAUGUCUAACAAUUUUACCACACAGUACCAACCGAAUAAAAAUUCUUUCAAAACUCUCAAAAUUAAAAUGUCUAUAAAUAUUUCAAAAGAGGCUUAAAUUUUUUGAAAAUUUUACCACUACUACAAAAGGCAAAUAUAAGUUGUUUAUCUAAAUUUCAAGUCUCUACGAAUAUUUUUAACUGAAUGACAACAAAUAUUAAAAGUAAUCUUAGUAAAACCAAUAUAUUCUUUGCGACACUCAGAAUCUAAAAUACCAUCAUUGUAAAACCAAUACAUUUUUCACUCCACUCAGAAUCUAAAAUUGCAUUGUAAUUUUUUUUUUUAUUUCGACGUAUUUGUCAGCGUUUAAAUUUAAUCUAUAAUAAAUUCAGACCCGAAUCGACACACUUAUACAGAAUAAACAUUUUUUUUUUUUACAGUUUUCAGUAGGAAAAAAAAUCGUACAACUAAAUCUGUUUUGUGGGUUUGUUGUUUUUUCUAAUAUUUUGUCGGCAUUAUUUUGAAGAUGUUCCAAUUAAAAGACGUGUCUGUGAAAUUUGUAGUUGUAGUGAGAAUGUUCAUGACGUGUAUGUCGAAAACGAGUUACGUACUUAUACACAUUAUUAUUUCCGAUUAAUUUAAUUUAUGGGAGGAGGAACUAAUAAAAAAAUAAAAGUCAAUUCAUAACGGGCGUUUUAUAUAUACACAAAACGAAUUUUUCAUCACCUAGCUUGUAAAAAAAAAUAACAUCGAAAAUAAUAGAAACCGUUAUUGCAUACAUAUUUCCGUUUUACUGACAUGUUUUUUCAAUUAUUAUUAAGAAAAAUAGAAUAAAAUUCAAAAAAGAAUUCGCCUACAUUCUGACUAGCCAAAACUUUCUAUCGGAAACUACACCUUGCAGAAGUUGACGAAUGGCCCAAGAUUUAGGGUCUAAAAGUUGUCUGAAUAGAGGAAGAAAGCACACGCCAUAAUACAAUUAUUGUAAACUCAAACAUCACGUCACUUCUAAAAAAAAAAAAAAAAAAGAAAGAAACGAUUUAUUUUUACGAUUAUCAUUGUUAGAUCGACAUAAUUCAUAUUUUGUUUGACCAGUUACAAGUAGGCAUCUAAUACAGUGGUUGAAGUUCUUCACGAAACUACAUAAAUUAUUCGGAAUAAGACAUGUAUAGUUGCACUUUGUACAUAGGAUUUUCGUGCGAAUACCUUUUUAUAAUUUAUAAUAGCCUAAUAAAGGUAAUAAAUAAUAUAAAAUAAUAAUAUAUUUUGCGUUCCUAUAAUCCUAUACUUCUACUGGGAAAUGCAAUAUUUUAAAAACGUGAUCGAAAUGAAAAAUUCCCAGGUUUCGCCACGUAUAUAACAAAUAUCUGUUUUUGUUAUGAUGUUAUUUAAGUAUAUAACGUGUACAAUAAUAAUAAUAAUAAUCAAAAUAAGAUUAAUUAAAAACGUCUCUGCGUGCGUUUAAUGCGUGUCGACUACUGUGAAAACCCGCAAGUGUGCGGGAAUACCGUGCUGUGAUCGAGACGAACGAACGGGUCUCUCGACGCGAUCAAUCAUCUGGAUUUCGGAUCCGCUGUUGACAGAAUGACUCAAUAUAUAUAAUUGCAGUGGGUAGUUCAGAUUUCAGAAUCAGGGACCACUUGUAAUUUUUUUUUUCAAGAAACUUUAGAAUAAUAGAAAAAUUAUUUGUAUGUAACAUGACUUACGAAGAUUUUAUGUACAUAUUCGAUUUUGAUUUUUUUUUUUUUCGUUAUUAUAAUAAUUUUUUUACUUAACUAUUAAUAGAAUUUUGUCUUUAAAAAUAUUUUUCUAUGGGUAUAGGAUAUUAAUAACAUAGAUCUGUUACCAGAAAUUUUAACAAUUGUUAAGAAAUUAUGAUAAUUCCCGGGAAACGAUAACGAUAUGAUUAUAUCUGAUUUUAUUAUCCAGUAUUAUACUAAACCAUAAACUAUAAUACCAAGAAUAAAUACAUUUUUGACCCUUAAAUGUCAGUUCAUUAGUUUGUGCAUUCUUUUUUUUUAUAUCGAAUAUAAGCAUAUUCGAAUAUAUUAGGACAUAUUAGAGUUAUCAUAAUUAAAAACAUUUUGUUUUCAACAUUAUUGAUAACUUUUCAAUUUAUUUACUAUAGGCAAAGGAUUUUAAUGCAUAUUUUUUAUACCGCUAGUUAUUACUUACUGAGUGUUUUUGCUUGAUCUGUCUAUUAAAACAGAAGCCCGAUAAAAUAAAUAAUUUGCCUUUGCAUGGAUUUAGUUUUGUUCUUGUAGCAAUAAAUAUAAAGGUUUCGGUGAUAUUGUCAAUUUAACUAUGGAAAUGACAACGAAAUAUCUACUAUAAACAGUGAUAUCAUUGUUUAACGGCUUAACCGUAUAAGGAGUUUCUAUAAUUUCCAGUAACAAUAAAUAAUACAUAUUUAUGUUAUGCAUACCAAUAAUAACACUAAAUAAAAUUGGAUGUAUCGUGAAUUAAUACAUUGACAACCGUUCAAAAUUCAGAACAAAAUGUUUGAAAAAUUUAAUAUUAUAAUACGUGUAUUGUGUAGGGGUUUAAAAAUUACAAGUUAUUCUAAUAUUUUGAAAUUAUCGGCGUUUAUACCCUGUACCUAAUCAGCGCAUAGUUCCUACCAUUAUUCUCGAACAAAUUAUCGAUUACCUACAUAUAACAAUAAUUUACUGUAAAUGUAAUAUAAUCUGCAAAGACUUAUGAUCGUGUUGUAUCCGCAAACAUUUCAAUCUGAACCGAACACGAAAACGCUCGUGAAAUUAAUUUACACAAUACAAACACGCGACGCACGUGACCUGAAAAUUAUAAAUGGUGACAUCGUGCAAGUAUAUAGGUAAGUACCUAUAAUAUAUUAUAUGGAACGACGAGUUCCAUAAUAUUAUUAUUAUAAUUUGCGGCAAUUUACUGAAGGAGAGUAGUAUAUAGUCGAACUUAGUAAUAAUAUAUUAUACGAAAACGACACAAAACGCAUGAUAUUUUGAACAUUUAUAGGCAUUAUAAUAGCUGUUUAUUAUUAUUAUUUUUUUUUUUGUAUAUUAUCGUGCAAGUGUCGAAACUGUUAUAGUAUAGUCUUAUUAUAGAAAUUAAAUACUAAAUUUUUAGUUCCCAUUACUAUUACUAUUACUAUUAACAAGCUUCAAUGUUAAUAUAUUAUACACAGUACUAAUGAUGGGGCCUCACCUUUUAAUACGGCCAUUGAAUUCAAGGUCAAAUGGCGAGUUUAAAAGACGAAAUUACAAAUUUUAUAUUGAGAAUUUCGAAAAAUGUUUUAAGCAAUUUCAUUAUUAAAACUAACCAACAGAAUUAUUUAAAUUUAAAGAAUAUUAUAGGUAUUGUACAUUGUGUUAUAUUAGUCAUUAGAAAUACAGAGAUGGCACUUCUAUACCACACAUUUUAUACAAUCAUACUUAAUGAUAUUCAUUAAAAUUAUAAAGACUACGUCAAGUUAGUAAAAGUAACUUUUAACAAACUUAGUUAAUUUUCAAAAUAAUGAAUUUGAACUAAUCAAGUUAAUUUGAAAAAAAAUCAAUUAAUUCAUAAAGUCACAUCAACGUUAUGUUUAAUGCUUAUACUUAUGAAAUAGUUCAUAUUUUAAAUAAUGUUCAAAGGUCUAAUAUAUAUGUAUAUAUAUAUUACCACAACAUAGUCCACAAAUUCCUUACAAGUUAUUGGUUAUUAUUAAAAAUAUGAACCGUUUUAGUACGCGAUUACAAACCCGUAAAAAUAGUAAAUAAUGAAUAUAUUCCAAUAUCUCAAACUAUAUGACUUAUUUGACUAAAAUAUUUAAUUAGCAAUGUUUUAAAAAGAAAACAAUUAUAAUUUGUUUUCAUAUAUUACGAAAAAAAAAUAAAAAUUGCAUAUCAAUUUUGUUGAUCCACAUAAACCUUGGUGAGAUGGGGGAGAGGAACGGUUCUCCUUCUUGCUGUUCCGAACAUUAUACUAUAUUUUAAUACAUAAUAUUAUAAGUAGGUUAAUACUGCAGUAGUUUGCUACCUAGGUACUGAUAUACGAAUUGGAAUAAUAUACUUAAUAUUAUUUUUAUAGGGCCACUUGUUUAUGCAUAAAACAACGUUUUAAUGAUCACGGAUCAUAAUAUUGGUUAAUAUUCAUUUUCAUUGUAAAACCUUUUAUAGCCCGAAUGAUAUUAUUUAAUAUCGUAAAUAAUUUACGAGUAAAAAAAUCCAUAUACUAGUACACUCAAAAAAAAAAGUUAAAAAGACAUCUUAGGAAAAUGGAUACGGGUGCAGCCACUGUUAUAGGUAAUUUAAUGUAUACCUGUAUGCAACGAUAAAAAGAUUGCUAAUGAAAAACCAAUUCUGAGCGGAGUUCAGUUAAUAGUGAUGCUUUUUCAACAAUAUAUAUGUCAUAUUAUGGUAAAAUAAUUAAAUAGGCAUUAUAUAUUUUCAUUAAUAUCUUAUAUUUGUUUAAUAUUGUACCGAUUUUUCCGUUUUUCUUGAUUUUCUCACAUUUUGUCUCGGUUUUUCACAUUUGCUGGGAAAACUCUCGAGAAAAUCAAAAUAAAACCUGCUUAAAGAACCUCUCCAGUCGGAUUUUCUUUUAGAAAAAGUGCUAUCAUUGUAAACUGUUGCGAAAUUGCUGGUAGAAAAGUUGUGCACAGAAAAAAAAAAGGUCAUAAUAUAUUUUAACUUACACCUACAUUUCUUAUAAAAUUUCCUGUUUUUUUUUUUUUUGGUUUUUUAAAUUUGAUGAGAAACGUCUUGAAAAUAUCGAAAAAGGAAUUCUUUAAGUACCUUCCCACGCCAAUUUCCUUUCAGAAAAGGUGAUACACGUAGAAAUCCGAGCAAGUCUUCUGGUAGAAAAAAAAUCUUAAUAUUUUUCUAAUAUAUGUUGUAUAUUUUCCCAUUUUUCACGAUUUUUCCUAUUUAUUAGGAAAACGCUUAGGAACAUCGAAAAAUUACCUCCUUGAAGUACCUUCUCAAUCAGAUUUCGUUUCUGAAAAAGUGCUAUCAUUUUAUAUAGAAAAGAAAUUCUUGGUAGUAAAGUUUACACAACAAGUCGAGAUAUUUUGUGAUUAAAAUAGUCCGAGUGAGUGAUGGCUUGGGUCUAUUUAGGUACACCGAAAUUGUAUUUGUAUUUUCCUUGUUUAGGUAAAAAGCAAAAAAAAGGAAACAAUUAAUUUCCAAACACUGGUUUGAACUCGAAACCCCUAUGAUGAAAACAGGCAUAAAUAACCAUACGACCACAACAAAUAUGCUUUUAGAAGAACAAUACAAAGUUAAUCAACAUAACAUAUAAUGUCCGCAUAAUAUUAGAAUUUCAAAAAACUAUAAUUUUGAACUUAUUCAGUCCGCUUAUUUCUGACUUUUUCAUCGCUUUUUAUUCGGCAGUGUAUAUAUGUUCAAAAAAAAAGAAAGAAAAUUGAUAAAUUAGAUUUGUUCUUCAUAAUAUUUUACUCAAACGAUUUUCGCCAAAAUUAAAUAUUAAAAUUUCCUUAUAAAAAAAAAUACUUUCAACUACAAAGUAAGACUCUUAAUGAAUCUCAUGUUGAAUUUUUAAGCAUUUCUGUUCUAGUCUAACAAUUUUACCACAGAUUACCUACUGAAUUAAAAUUACGUACAAAACUCGCAAAAUUAAACUGUCUAUAAAUAACUCGAAAAUGGCUCAAAUAUUUUGAAAAUUUUACCGCAUCUAGAAAAGGCAAAUAUGAGUUUUCUCUCCAAAAUUCAAGUCUAUAAAUAUUUUUAACUGAAUUUCCACAAAUAAUAAAAAGUAUUAUUUUCGAACAUUUCCCAUUUUUCUUACGUUUUAUCCUGGUUUUUCCCAAAUAUUAUGAAUACACUCCUAGCCCCAAUUUACUUUGAGCUUGAUUUUCAUCAUAAAUGCGUGCCUUGUAUGAGUUUUCAAAAUAACCCCUCCUCCGUUUUAUUAUCCCGGAUCUGUCCCUGCUAUACAUGUAUCAAUGUGGACAAUAUUGUUAAAUACGCUUACGAAAUAUAUUAUUAAGGACAAGAUUAAUUUUAAAUGUAGAAUGCUACAAUGUGUGUUAAUAACAUGAUUUAUAAGCAGGUACUUUAAAAUAUAUUAAAGUACACAAAAUUCGUAAAAAAAAAAAAAAUAUAAUUAUUUAUGGAUAAAAACUUUUGUUUUAGUUUUCGUGAUACGGCACGUGUAUUAUGCAAACAAAAUAAAGGUUGAUCAUCAGUAUUAUCAAAACUUUAGUGUUUAUUAUUAAAACAAACUUAUAAUUUUAAGAAGGCUUAAUAACGAUUACGUACUGUAAAGUUUUGUUGAUCUUUUCACGUUCGAAAUAUAUUAUAUUAUGUAAAUAUAUUUACAAUAGUGUAACAAUAUUGUUUAUGAUCUGAGUAAAAUUGCUGGUAAAUCAAUAAAAACUAUCCUUUACAGCAGGAUCGUUUAUAUCUGUUUAUAUCGUGUCAUACUGGAUGUUGAUAUUCAUUAAACUGCAUUCAAGUGUUCGUCGUUUAAUCGGGAUAAUAUUUAUUUUUUCGAUACUUAAGUAGUGCAAUUGUGUGCUCACAAAUAUAAGUGCUACCGAAAGUAGUAAUCAUUUCUUUUUAUCAUAACUUUUAAUACUUUUACAAUCUUUUUCUGAAAGACUUGAAUAAAAUAUUUUUAUUUCAAUAUAAUUUCUAUAAAUUAUGUUUUAAGAAAAUCAUGUUUUGCAAUUAUAUGUUUUCCAUCUGUUAUUGCAAAUAAUAUUUCAAAAGAAAAUGGGUUAUCAACCAACUUGAUUUUUUUUUUUUUUUUGUACCUACAUAGAAGUCAGAAAAUCAAAUUAAAAAUUAGUUUUGUAGGUUUUCAAUUAUAUCUAAGAAAAUUGUUUGAAAUAUCAUGAGAUAUAUUUGGAUUUUUGGGUUGUCGGAGGCUGUUUAACAGAAAAUUUAGAAAAAAAUAAGCUAUCCUAGGAUAAUUCACUUCACCCGUUCCCUAGAACUGUUGUAGGUUGGAAAUCGGGAUGGUAGGAUACACAUGGAAAUUUAAUGUAUAUCAGCAACGAUUAAAUAUAGAAAAACAAUUCUGGGCAGAGUUCAGUUGAUAGUAUUGCUUUGUCAACAAUAUGUAUAUCACAGUAUGGUAAAAUAAUUACAUAUUAUGUAUUAAAAAUGUUCUUUAAUAAUAUUUAUAAUGUACCUAUUUUCCUGUUCUCUUGGAUUUUCCAUGUUAUUUCCCAUUUAUUGGGAAAACUCCAGGGAAAAUCAAUAAAAUUACACCCUUAAAGUACCUCCCUAGUUAGAGUUCCUUUCAGAAAAAGUGCUAUCAUUGUAAAUCGGAUCAAAAUUGCUGGUAGAAAAGUUGUUCACAGGAAAAAAAAAGGUCAUAAUAUUUUUUAACUAAUACCUACGAGUACACUUCAUACAUUUUCCCGUUUUUCUUCAGUUUUUUUCGAUUUUCCAAUCUAUAGACAAAACUCCUAGGAAAAUCAAAAAAAAGACCUCCUUAAAGUACCUUUCCAGUUAGAUUUCUUUUUAGAAAAAGUACUAUCAUUAGUUGUUCAUAGAUAAAAAAAAAAAAAAAAAUAAACAUCACUGUAAAACUAUAAGUUUUUUCUCUCUACACAGAACCUAAAAUUAGAGUAACAGAGCUUGGUCACUAGAGUCGAAUUUCCUCGCAGCCGACUUGUUAUCGUUAUAACAUUUCAUUUUUUUUUUUUUUUUUUUUUUUUUAUUUAUAGAAUUGAUUUAAAAUAAUUAUAGUUGCAAAGUUUUAUUACUUUUUGUCUGAAUACAUCAGAUAUAUCUGGAUUUUUUAAUAUCUGCAGUGUUUUCUAUGAAAAAAUGAAAUUUGAGCAUUAAAAUGGUUGCGGAGGGGGUCAAAAGAGGAAACCCUUUAAAGGCACUUCCUAAUAAUUACACCAUGCACACACGAAGUUGUAUUUUCCAAACCUCUUCUUGAAGAGUCGGUAUAAGGGUGUACAAAGUUAAAAAAUCAUCAUCCUCCCGUAAAAACAUGAUUUAAUUCAUAUUUCAAUACACCAAAAUUGUAUCACUUCAAUUCGCUUAUAAAUAAUUUUAAUACAAAAGUUAAUUUAAGUUAAGAGUUAAUUUGAUCUUGUAGGAGAAUCACUAAAAGUGGCCAAAAGAAGCGGAAAAAUUAUAUACGGCAUAGUUUUAAGACCAUAACAGGAAAAUUAAUUCAGAGGGGAAGGAGGUUGUAAACUAAACAUUUGUGUUCUUCUAAUUUUAAUAAAUUUUAAUAAAUCGAUUAGGUACGUCAAAAUCCGAGUAUGGUGGUGUAAUUAAGUAUAAGUAGAUCUUGUAGUUUGCUGAUAUUUGCUGCUAUAACGAGCCGAGGAGUAGAAACUCUUGAAAGGCAGAAAAUAUGCUUACGUGGAUACUUGAACUUUGAGCGUUUAUAAAGUCAUUCAUUUUUGUAAAAUGUUACUAUACUAUAUUGCGGAUGACGUUUCUAAAACGGACUUCAUUGCUUGUGUAUACCUAUAAGCAUAACACGCGGAUCAUCGCACUCCGAGUAUAGGUAUAUCAAUCUCGUUUUUGCUCCCACAUCGCUUAGCAUGAUGUACACAUUUAUUUAUUUUUUCAACAGAAAACUGCUCUUUUUGUACUAUACGUAACUAUAUAAAGUAUUUCUCUAAUGUUAACGAUCGGCUAUUUUCAACACCGCGGUAAUCGUUAGCGCACAGAAUUAUUGUACUUUACACCCGUUCCGGAAAUACCUGACAAUAUUGUAGGUAUAUUUGACCGAAAUACUGGAGUUUAUAAUUUUGUUCUAAUUCGGUAAAUAAUACUUGAUGUCCAUAUUUUCACUAAAUACUUAUUUUAUCCUUAUAUAGACGUGGUAAACAUUUUCAAAAUAUAUUUAAGCUAUUUAUAGGCAUUUAACAUUUUCUAGUUUUUUUUUUAGUUUUUAUUUGGUUUAAUGUGGAUAAAAUUGUUUUGGACGAGUAGAAAUGUUUAAAAUGUAAAAAAGGUUGAGUUUAAAAUAGUAGUUUUUGUAUAUAUAAGUGUUUUAAGUGCAAAUUUUGACGAAAAUCGUAAAAAUUACGGAGAGGAUCGAAAACUCAUAUCAUGCCGGACAUUUCUACCAUUCCAUGAUGCCAUAUUAAUAGUUGUAUACCUAAUUACAAUUUUUUUUUUUUAAUGAAGUGUUUAUACAAAUGUUUUUUAGGUGUUUAAUUUCGAGAUAAAAGUAGACAGUGACCGUCAUAUUGCUUUGAAUAACAAAUGUGAAAAGUUUCAUCCAGAUCGGAAUAAAAUUGUAGAUUUGUAUGAAAAGCCAAUAUAAAUUGAACUUCAUUUUAUUUAUACAUAUAGGGGUUAACGCUGAAUGGAUAUUUGUUUUGUAUAAAACACGGCAAUUUAACUUUUAUUAGACAAUUUUAAACAUAAAAUUAGACAUCGUUAUAUCUUGACGAUAGACCGUUUACAACUUCACGAGUAUAAAUAUGUUAAAAAUGAAAAACAAACAAAACAUUUAAAUGACUUCUCCAAUACAGCAACUAAAAAUUGUCUAUCAAAAUCCACAUUUAAAGUUGAUGAUAGGAGUAUAAUUUCUAGUAUAAAAGUAGUUAACAGAUAUAAAAACGAAAUAAAUGUAGAACUAAAAUAAAAUACGUACAUCGUAAAAAACCAAUACAUGCUAUACGCUUAGAAUUUAAAAAUGCCUAGUAUACUAGUAUACUGUAUCGCAGCUCGUGUGUCACUUGUAGGGUUUUCCUUCGUCUUUCGCUAAUUUUGGCACUAGUUAAAAUAAACCAAAUUACUUAACUAAAAUAAUAUGACGAAGUUUUUUAAUAUUGCACGAUUAGUUUAGAAAUAGAAAAUAUUACGAACGUCAAUUAUCGCUGACAGAUUUAAUUAAAAAAAUUGACCAGUAUCUAUCGACAUUUCUUCUGUACAAUUUUAUAUGAAUAUAGAUUGGUAUGUAUAUCAUGCAAUAUAGUAUACAUUUAUUAUGAUUCCUUUAUCAAGAAAUACAGAUCUAUAUCUGAGUUAUUUAUACUAUAAAAGUAUUUUAAUUAUUAAACAAUUUAUCUAUAAGUAACAAAACAAAAAGCUUUUAAUUUUGACUACUUGGAGCCACUCAUAAGCCAGAUCACCGGAUAUUUUCCCAGCAUUUUCAUGAACAACAAGAACAGACAGGCGUGGACUGGUAAAAAAGGGCAUGGGAUACUUUAUAAUUUUAGGGCAAAUAUCAACAAUUAUUAGGGCAAGGUAUAAUAACAAAACACGUUUUAAAAAGCUGACAUAGUAACUUCACACCAUGAAUAAACUAAUGUUGUAAGUUAGGGAUGAAGAUAUACAUAUCGUAAUUUAAUUUAUAACUGAACGCAAUGAUAAAUCAGUGCAAACAAAAAGCGACUCCGAAGUAAAUUUGGUACAUGUUUUGGCUAUUUUAAAUUAAAAAUUGUACAUUAUUUUUUGACGACGAAAUAAAUUACAAUGAAAAAAGAAACUCAGAAAUAUCCAAGUUGUUUUAGCUACAUAAGGACCUCUUAAAAUAUAUUUUUCCCGACUAAAUUUUUAGGAAUUCGGCCUCAAUAUAGUGUAGCAUUUCAGCGCUCCAGCCAGCUUGUGCAUGUAAAUACAGAAUGUCCCAUAAUGAUCUGCCAAUUGAAAUAACUUUUGUUAUUAUCAAUAUUUUUGAUAAAUACAAUGUUUUUUAAUAAUUCUGCGCUACAGUUUAUAAACGAACAUUUUUUUUUUUUGGGGGGGGGGGCUUAAAAUAAAAAAGUUGAAAUUUUGCUAUGAUUGUUAGUAAACAAAUUCAAAAUAGCCAUUUUGUAAAAUAAAUUAUUAGACAAUUUUUGGUGGUUGAAACCAUUGUUAAUGUAUAGUUUUAGAUUUUUUACGUUUUUCUUGAAGUUUUUGCAAAUGUGAAUAUUACCUAUUGUGGUUAUUCCAUCACAAUAUUUAAUCAGUCAGGGCACAUGACAAGGAUUUCUUUUCCAUGAGUUAAUAUCAUGCAAUAAUAUUAUCAUAUUAUGGGUAUUAGGUAGUAGGUAAAUGAGAAUUGAUGUUGAUAAACAAUAUUGUUAUGAUUUAAAAGAAAAUUGUGAGAAUAUAAAGAGACGAAUUUCCAGAUUGUGAAACCGUACAUUAAAUAUUACGACUGAUACCAUAAUAAUAUAAAAAUAUUAUAUUUUGUUUUACAACGAGUGAUACUCAAACGGAAGUCAAACGACCAAAGUAAAAAACAUGAAUAUUUAUUAAAACAGCGUGGAAACAAUACAGCAAAGAAAAUAAUUGGGAAAUUCUUCCCGUUAAUUCGUAGAAAAGGAAAAUAACCGUUAUAAAGAUUUUUAUUUUAUUUUUGUCACCAUUAUAUUCGAAUCAUUAUUUAUGAGAAUAUAUAGGUCAUUUUUUUUUUUAAACGAAAAUCAUUGUCACAACAUAUAAUAGGGCUCGUACUGGCUACUCUUGUAUGGCGGUUACAGUUGCCACUUAAAAGGGUGUCUACACCAGUAGCAUAAUAUUAUGAUGUAGUUUUGGAGGUAUCCACUAUCAACUUACCUUCCUCAAAGUCACACAACUUCUACAAUUUGUCUCAUGUAGAUAAAAUAACUCAGUCCAUAUGGAUACCUAAACAUGUAAAUUUGACGAAGGGAAAUUAACAAUAUUUUUUUUUUUCGUUUUUGGUGUAAUUCAAGGUAAGAUUUUAUCCAAUUUUAUCCAUUCUUAUAAUAGAUAAAUUCUUUCAAAGUAUAAAAAGUUGAUAUUCUCACAGGUUGAGGUAGAAUAUACAUUGUUAUCAGGGUCUUGAAAAAUAUCGAGGCCCAGUUCAGUCAAUAUUUCAUGGUUUCGAUUAUCCGAUUUCACCUUAUUCUACAAUUUUGUUUUUUUGAAUUCUGCAUACAUAUUUACAAUUUGUCUUUGUCAAUAUAUUUUUCUAAAUAAUUAUGAGAGAUUAUGAAUUAUGAAGCAGGUAGCGAGAAGCAACGCAGGGCUCCUAAAAGCACUAGGCUCUAUGCAUUCUCACAGCUUGAACCACCUUCAAGCCUUGACUAUUAGGACAGCACUGUUCUAGGUGAGUAGUUAAAGAGGUAGUAUGUACAAAAUAAUUAAGUUGAUACACUCUAUAUACAAAAAUAAAUGAUUGAAAACGAAAAAAAAUUCUAUGUAUGUAGUAUUAUUAGUUUUUUUUUAUUUCGACGCCGAGGUCACAAAAAAAUUAACAAAAAUAAAACCAAUGCAUCGUCAUUUUUUGAAAUUUUUUAGAUUUAAUAAAAAGGACGUUGGUAAUUUAGAUAAUUUUUCAAUUAAACCUAGUGAAAAAUCCGUAUUUUUUAAAGCGUUUAAACAAUUUCGAACCUUCUUACUAGGUAACCAAAAAAUUAUUAUUUAGAAACAAAAAACAAAAAAAAAAUAUAUAUAUAUAAAGGAUCUAUAGAUGAAUAGUUGAAAUCGCAAGGUGUUCAAAUAAAGUACCAUUAUGAGAUUAUAUUAUAUGUAUGCUUAUGAAAUAUAAAAAUAAAAAUAGUUUUGUCCGUUCUCGACUUCACGCGUUGAUAGUGGUCGUUAGGUAUUGUUUAAGAAUCACAAAUAAAAUAUUAUUAUACAGCCACUGUAAAAAUGUAUCAUAAAAUGCAGUAAUUUACGAUAACGUAUUAUUAAGUAGUAUUUCAAUAAGAUUAAAUUUAUUCUUCUAAUAUUUCCCCAAAAUUUUAACUGAACUACAAUAUUAUAACUCGAUAAAUGUUCACGUGUCAAUGUUAUUUUUAUUUUUAGAUUCAAAAAUAAUAUUGUAUUCCGUGUACCAUCAGACUUAAUUCUGCGUAGUAUUUAACGCUAAAUUUAAAAAAAGUUCAAAUGUUUUACGCUAAAUUGAAUAUAACGCGUUUAAAUUCCUUAUACCGUUAAACGCUAAAUUGAUCAUAAAGUCAUAACCAGAGCUCAUAAGUUCAUGCAUUUGCAUGUUUUUUCGCUACAUAGUAAAACAUUUGUACAAAUUCGUUUCGUAACAAUAUUAUAUCUAAUGAAAAUACAAAUUUGAAUACUUUUUUUUUUGUUUAUUUUGGGUAUACUGACUUAUUUGGCACACAAUAGACUUUUGGAGUUAUUAACACACAUAGUUCGUAUACAUUGAGGAAAUUAUUGUUAACUGUUAUUUACUUUUUUGCGCGUGUUUACAAAAUCCAAAAUUGCAGUUAUUAAUGCAUUAAUACGUGCUUUUAAUUCGUUUUUUGAUGCACGAACUUGCGAUCUCUGUUCAUAAAGUUUAGAUUUCUUACAACGGAAAACAAUAUUAUUAUUUUUUUAUUUAAACACUGAUUUUAUAAGUAUAACAUUUGUUUGGUUAUGUAAAUAAAAAAAAAAAAACGUAAUGCAGUAGUUUUUUUUUAUAAACAAUUUAAGUUUAAAUUUCGAUGAAAAUCGUAAAUAUCGAAUUUCAAAACAUGUUUAACUGUAAACUUCACUUAAAUUCAUUAUUAGAAUCGGUAAUUUCAUUGUUUCAUUUUGAAUGUGGCUCGAUCGUACAGCCAAAAAGAUAAAACGUGCUCAAUCGUACGAUAACCAAUAUAUCACGCACCCGGUAUACUGCAUUCCAAUGCGUAUUAUAAUAUAAUAAUAUAUAAUUGUAGAUCGCAGAGGGUAUAUUUUUUUAACUUGGUCUAAAAUAAACGAUCGAAUUACUUGUGUAUACGAAUAAUAAUUGUAUUCGUUUGAAAAUCAGUAUUUUUUUUAUGAACCACGAUAAUACAAAACCAAAUUAAGAUAAAUCGACGAUUAGUAGAUACAAAUUUACUUAAACGCACCGCCAACACUGUAAUUUUGGGUAGAUAAAGAUACUUAUAUACAUAUAAACAGUAAAACACUAAUCAUAAUAUUCAACACCACGACAAAUUUUACGUCUACAUCAGCUAUACUUUUACUCGACAAGGUUUCUAAUCACUUAGAUAUAUGUAUGUUGUUAUAAUAGUUUAAUUUUAGCAAGAAUUCCAACAGUUUGAAACAAAAUAUGAACACAAUAUAUUAUAAAUUAUUUGUAAAAUAAAAUAAACCGAAAAAAGGCUGAUAGCAGUAGGUAUCUGCUAAUAAUUGUGCCACCGUUUUAAAAAGGAAGUUGGUAGAGAGAAUAUAUAGAGUAAUUUAAUUUAUAUCUAUAAACAACCAUGAACAAUAAUUACUAACGGAAAAAGAUUUCGAGUAGAGUAUUAUUAGUAGUAUUUAUUAUUGUGUUGACAAGAUAACCCAGUUAGGCCAGUUGGUGGCAAGUUUUUCCCAUUUAUUAAAAAAAACUACAAAAAAAAUUAAAAAAACGAAAUUACAUAUCAUAUAUUAUAAUUUUUUAAAGCGGCAACACUGGAAAUAUUUCGAAUAUUAUUCGUGUUCGAUUUUUUUUUUUUUUUUUUUAACAAAAGAAGUUGGAUUUUAAUUUGAUUUACAUAAUUUUUAUUUUUUUGCUAAUUACAAAGUUAAUUUAACAUACUUAUAUUAUUUUUUACUUGUUUUUUGUCCUGCAAUCAAACAAUAAUCUAUUUAAUGCAAAGACCGCUCAUAUUUUACUCGGUUUGUUUGACAAUAUAUUAUACGUAAAUAAUAUAACGUGGGUAGUAGCUAAUAUUAAAUAUUAUUAUUUAUAAUUAAUGUCUGCCUAGGAAAAUCUACGAAAAUUGUGUUUUUAUCAAAUCAAGUCAAUGAACUUCAUGAACGGUUAGGUUAGGAUAGAUAGGAGAAAUGAAAAAAAUAAUUUCUAACAAUAAACGAAAUAUUUAAGGAAAUGCUGAAAAUUUUCGUAAAUAAUGAAAUAUGUAACAGAUUCAAACUUUAAGUUAAAUCGGCACUGGUUAACUUCAUUUGAUUGAUCUAAAAAUGUUUUGUAGUUAAUUUUUAUGUAUAUACACACCCAUAUAGAGGGUGAGAUAAAACAUAUUAUAUUUUUUUUUCCAUGAUAUAUAGAACACCCUAGUAGGUACCUACCGCAGCGUGAUUUGCAGAAAAAAUGUGAGGCGUUUUUGUUAGGUAACUAUUAUAAUUUAAUAAACGCACGUUGCGUAGCUGGCUGACACUCGAAUCGCACUCGCGAUGGAUUCGCCGAAAAAAUAAUAUGUAAAACUAGAUGGAAAAACCAUAUUACCCUGCACAGGGGUAGGUUUCGGUAAGAAACGUAUUGGCGUCGGUAUCAACGAACCGCACAAAGAAACGCCGAGUAUAAUAUACAGCAACGUGCCCCCGAAUCAUAUCGUCCAUGAAUAUAUAGCGAACACUGUAUAUAUAGGGUAAUUUUAGAUUCCGAGCGUAGCGAGGGAGCUAUUGGUUUUACUAAGAUGUUUAUUUCAUUUUUGUUUAGUCCGUGGACACGUUUUUUCCUAGUAAACUUACUCAGAUUUGUAUGUGUAACAACUUUUCUGAAAGCUCAAGUUGUCUAGAUGGUACUUUAGAGAGGUAAUUUUUUAAUUUUCGACGCUAUUUUUUAAAUCAAAGCACUUGAAUGGGAAAAAACGUAGGAAAAGAUACAAUUUCACGUUUUCAUUAUCUCAUAAAUACAUGGACGUUUUCUACCAGAAAAAAAAAUUUAAUCGAAAAAUCACAAGGUACCUUUUUUGUUGUUUUUUCGAUUUAAUUUCUUACGGUGUCAUCGCUAAAACUUUUGAGCCAAUUUUGAGUAUUUAAGGAAUUUUAAUUUUUGGGCGUUUUUUUCUGUAAUUUGCUUAUAAAUAAAUAUAGAGACUUGAAACUUGGUAAUAAUAUUUAUAUUAUACUUACCUAGGCGUAGUAAAAUUUCCAAAAAUCAGCGGAAAACUUUUUUUCCACUUUUUUAAAUUUUUUACCAUGAUACUUUAUUAUUAUUCUUUUAUAAUAAUAAUUUCAUAAUAAUCGGGUAAAAAAUGUAGGAAAAAAAUAUAAUUUCAUGAUAUUAUUUUACAUUGAUACGGAAAACGUUUAUUAUUAAGAAAAACGACAAGAAAUCUUUUUUGUGUCAUUGUACAUAUUAUUUCUCAUAGCGCAAGUUGUUUUUUUAACUUCAUAAUAAUUUUUAAAAACUAGAAAAAACUAUGUAGUUGUAAUUCAGUUAAAAAUAUUUGUAGUGACUUGAAAAAUGGACAAAAUACUCACAUUUCGUAAUCAAAUUUAAACGAAAAUUGCAAAAAAAUUACGACACUACAAAUUAUGUACUACCGAAUUGUGCUCGGAAUCGUCUUUCGUCAAGUAAUGUUUUAUCGUUGCUUAUAUAAAUGAUAUAAAUGAUUGAUAAAUUGAUAUAAAUGAAAUAACCUUAUGUAUUCUACCUUUCCAACGUCUAACCUACAACAGUGGCCGCUCCCAUCCCCAGUAUCAGCUCUUUCUUUUUGUACAAUCCAGCAAUUUUUUUAGAGAAGAUUUUUAAGAUAAAUUCUAUUUGUGUUUUAAAUGCUUUAUUUUAGGGCGUGACCCGUUUUGCCCAAACUUGAACUUUGCCAUUUCACCCAAAUAAAUUUUGGUUAUUUUAUAAUUAAGUUGGCAAUAGUUUUUGUGUAAAAUAUAGAAAAUUAUUUGAAGUCAUCACAAAAAAAAAUCAUUAUUUUUUAAACAUUGUACACAUGCUUUUUACAAACUCAUACCUAGUUAUUUCAUCAGAUCUACACAUAUAAAAGUAUUUUAAAGACAUUUAAAAAUAAUAUUCUUUGUGUUUCAAUAAUCAUUAAAGAUUUUCAGCUUCAUUUUCAAAUUUCUAAAAUGUGUUAUAAUAUGAGAUAUAUAUUGUUGACAAAGUUACACUAUGAACCGAACUCUGCAUAGAAUCGUUUUUCGUUAACAACGAUUAAUCGUUGCGCACAUUGAAUUUCCCUUCUACCUUCCCAACUUCUCACCUACAUCAGUGACCUAUCCGCGUGCAAAGUAUGACCGUCUUUUUUACACAGAUUCAAAAAAAAAUACGAGUUUAUCAACAUUUAAACUGAAGAAAUAUCUGAAGGAAUAGUAAUACUCGUACAUUAUAUUCUUUUAUCAAUGUUUAUUGUUUAAUGAUAACCUUCCCCUAUUCCUUUGGUUGAAAUUUGUAAAAUAUGGUUAAUUUAAUAUUAUCGGUAAGCCUGGCCCACAUGAUUACAGCGGUCAGAACCUGCUGUAUAGUAAGUGGGCGGAAAUUGUUUUAGUCAUCACUUACCUUUUCUAUAGAAUGUCAAUGAAUCGUGCACAGGGAUGGUUAAUGUAUAUUAUGGUAUUUCCACACGUAUCGGCAAGUGGCUGGCCGACUAUAAAAUGAUCCAGCACAUACGCGAAUGUCAUAAAAAAAUUGUUUGUACAAUUUAUCAGUCAACAGGGAGCCAAUAGCCAACAUUCACGCAAUUAUUUAAAUGUUUAUUAUUCCAUGACUAUUAACCAAUCCAAUAUUUGUCAAACGCAACAUUGGUCAAAUACACCAGUUGUAUGGAACCGAAUUUAUACAUAUUACCAAGUAUUAGAAAAUUAAUCCCUAAUGAAAUCCGGUAUUAAAAGAGCCCUUUGCCGUUCAAAUAUUAAAAGUUCAUAUAAUUACGUGUUUAUGGUAUACUCAAUACUGAAUAAAGAUGCAAUUUGAAAAUACUACACAUAAUAUCAUUUUUAUUAUACGUGAUUCAAUAAAAUAAUCAAAAAAAUCAAUAUCAGUUUUAUUCAAAAUUAUCUUAGAUAUAAUAGCUGGAUCAUGGUAAAAACCAAAUUCUACCCUGUAUAUUAUUAUAUCUCCCCCACCUCUGAAUCGAAUUUCGCCAAAAGAUUCUUCCUUUUUAUAGACUGCCUAUAUAUAUAGGAAACCAUCAUUUAUUUAUAUUGAAAUCCGUUACCGUGGUUAUGUUAUAGGUUACUUAACCUACGGCGGAUUCUCUUUUCACGGCCCGAAUACAUAGAUAUAUUCCACUAUAUUUUAUAUAUUAUUAUGAUUAUUAUACAUAACGAUACACAAACACCUCGAUUACCAACCUUCGACAAAUAUCCGAGAGACGAGUCCUAUAUAACGAACUUUCUACCUACGCUGAUCAAUUAGGGAUUUUUUUUUUGUGUAUACAGGAUGAUUCACUAAGCAAGCUCAUCCCAUAUUUUUUGUUAAAUUUCGCAUAUAUUCAAAUUCUUAUUUUUGGAAUUUUUAAGUGUGGUGAAAGCCAAUAUUUUCGGAUACACAGAUUUUUCACAACAUUUAAGGAGUAUACUACGGCAAUACCAACUUUGGUUUUUCGAAUGAGAACCUUUCAUUAAAAGUUCCAUAAAUAGAUAAAAAAAAAUUACUUUAAAUACAUUGAGGAGUCAACAUUUCUGAUUUCCGUCAACCUGUUGACGUGAUAUUUUACUUUUAAGUUUAGGUUGGAGGAGAGUAGUGGAGCAAUAAUAUAAAACACUGCACGCCGUGCCACCACACAAAUGAUAUUCUACUACUCUCCACCUACUUAACUUAAAAGUGAAAUAUCUCGUCAAUGAGUAGACGUAAAUAAAAAUAUUGACACCAAAAUACAUUUAAAGUAAUACUUCAUCUAUUUAUGAAACAUUUAUUAUAGGUUCAUAUUUGAAAAGCUAAAGUUGGUAUCGCCGAAAAUACUCCUUAUAUGUUAUGAAAAAUUUAAGUAUCAGAAAAUUUUAACCACUUAAAAAUUCCAAAAAUCAGAAUUCGAUUGUAUGCAAAAUUUAACCUAAAAAAUGAAGUGAGUACGUUUAAUGAAUCAUUCUGUAUCUAUAUAUAUAUAUUGGUAUUUUAUUCCGAGUAGAGUGACGCAGCUAUUAUUACAGAGGUUAUUUUAAAUGGAUCUUAAAUGUAUCGUAUUUAAUAUUCAUAUUUAUCGAGCAGAUAUUUCAAAACAAUUGUAUAAAGUAUUAAAAAUAAAAAAUAGUCGGUACUGCUAAUGGGUGUACCAUUCUUAUAGACGACUAGUUGUGAAAAUAUGGUACAUAUGUUAUUUAAUUUAUAACUGAACGCAAUGAUUAUUCAUUGUUGACGAAAAACGAUUCUGAAAGGAAUUAGAUUAGACACAUUUUUAAAUUUGGUACAAGAUUCAUAAUGAGUUGUACUAAUAAAUUGUGUUAAUAACUUUAGUAAAACAAAAAAAGUUGAGCGUUAUGUCUUGAAUUUGAUGUAUCAUAGAAUGACACGACAGUGGACGAGUGGUGGAAGCAGGAUUAGACAUUUUUACCAUGGCGUGCUCAUAUGCACAUUUGUUAAUGAUUCAAUCACUUCAAAAACUACAAAAUAAGCUAGAACAGAAUAUUAAUGAUUUAAAAAGAUGUAGUGACUUUGGUGGUAAAUCAAUUUACAUUUAUUAAAAUGUAUUUUAUUACAUACAUUCUUUUAAAUUUAUGGUAUGAUAUAAAUUUAUACAAUCUCCUCCGGAAUACAUAUAUUUAGAGAGCAUGAUUUCAACUAUAAAAAAACGGACAGGAAAAAUGUCCUAUCACUAAAACUUGUAUGAUAUUUAUGUUAUAGAAACUCAUCCAAUUUGUAUUAUAAUUAUAUAUAAAAACUUAAGCAUAAUAUAAUUUUUUAGAUUCGUGAUUUUUAGGAAGCAAUAGUUUCGAGCAAUAAGUUUUCGAGUAUAUAGGUGAUGAAUAUUUUUGGAUAAAUAUUGUGCAACUGGAAAUAUUUGAAACAUGAAUCUGUAUUUUUUUCAAAUUUUUUUUUAAGGUCCUAAAAAAACAAGCGAUCUUUUUUUGUAAAUCAAACGAAGAAAUUCUUUCUUUGGCGGUUUGGCUUAAGGUACUUACAAAUUUCCCAAAUGUUCCUGAAGUGGUGACGAGGGUAUGAUUAGGUUAGUCGUAAUGACUUAUUUUGUAUUGGUAGGUAACGCGACGUGUAAAUUUAAACGCAGAAAAACUGCUACGUACCAACAUAAUAGUAUCGUUAACUACUCUCAAAGUAGUUAACUGGAAUAAGUAAGUACCAUUAGGUAUUUACCACAAAACAAAAAACACGUGUUAAUAUGUCAUACCAUGUAUACGCAGACGAUAGAGUUCGUGAUUUGAGCGGUUUUGAGCGUUUCACUAAAAAUUAAGUAUCAAAUCGUCGAUUUAGAAAAUAUUUCAACAACGAUAAUAUGCGAUAACGAUAAUAAUGGAUAUAAUAGUCUAAAUCAGUUUCAUAACGAGGAGGGCAGGGAGGGUUAUAAUUCACCUCUAAAACAUAAAUUACUUUGUUUUACAAAUUCUGCGUAAUACGUAUGAUAGUUGUAUAAUAUGUAAUGCAAUAUGACAGACAUUUUCUUAGAAUUUUAAAUAUGUAUACAUUGUGCAUGCCAUCAAUUUAUAGCUAUUCUAAAAAACUGUCCAGAAAUUUGUCCAACUUAAGAUUGUAUAAUAUUUUACAUAUUUUCCCGUUUUCCUACAUUUUUUCUCAUAAUUUUUCACGGUUUUUGCGUUUAUUAUGAAAACAACUGGAAAAAUCAAAAACUUGAUUAAUGAGAUUAUUAUUUGUAAAUAUUGUUUUCUAUAAAUUAUUAAACGGAUCUUGUUUUGACUUUCAAACCGCUUUUAAAUUAUAGAUUGUGUUUACAAAAAUGUUUUUUUUUUUUUUUUAUGUGCUCAACUUUUCUAUCAAUCUACCAGAAGACUUGCUUGGAUUUCUAUACGUAACACUUUUUCUAAAAGGAAAUCGGCGUGGAGAGAUUCUUUAAACAACAACGAAAAUGAAACGUAAGAAAAACGGGAAAUGUACGAAAAUAAUGUUUUUAUUAUUUUUCAAUUUUGUUAUUUGCUGUAAUUCAGUUUAUAUUCCUCAAUUAUAAUUGAUAAAAACCAAAAGUACCUCGUAAGUGAUACUUGUGCAUACAAAUCAUUUCCUGUCAUAAUUUCUAAAGUAUGUUUAGAUAAUCCUAAUUAUAAAACAUCAAUUGAUUCUAAUCAGCAUCAAUUUUUAAAUUUUUGUAAAACCUUAGCUAUUAUAUGGACCUUCAUUAUUAUACAAGGGUCGUUUAAAAAUUCUUCAGAUUGUUUAAGAAAAACUGUGGUGUCUGAAAUCAAAAUAAUUAACGCUGAGUGUAACGUUACAUAUAUAGUAUUAGAACUCUUAAAAGAUUUUCCUUCGUGUUAUUUAAUUUUUUUUUUAUGUUAUAAUAAAAAGCUGUCCUAGGAUAAGGAGGAAAAGUGCAGCCACUGUUGUAGGUGGGGAGUUGGGAAGGUAGGAUAUAGACGAUAAUUUAGCGUAUAUCUGUAAGCAUCGAUUAACCGUUGCAAAGAAAAAAAAGAUUCUGAGCGGAAUUCAAUUGUUAAUGUUGCAUUUUCAACAAUGCAAUACAUGUUAUAUUAUGGUAAAAUAAUUGCAUAGGCAUUUUUUUUAAUAAUAUUUAUUUAACAGUGUGUCUAUUAUCCCGUUAUCUUGGUACCCCAUGUUUUUUCCAUUUUUUGAGAAAACUCCUUGGAAAAUCGAAAUAUGACUUCACUAAAAUACAUCUUCAGUCAGAUUUAUUUUCAGAAAAAGUGCUACGAUUGUAAAUCGAAGCAAUAUUUCUGGUAGAAGUGUUGUUCAUAAAUAAAAAAAAACUAGUUAAGAAAAAUCUGUAGUUAAUAUUUUUAGUGAUAUGGAAAUAUUUUUUUUCUUGUAAUUUUAUUUGUAAUAGUGAAUAUAUUUAUUAUAACGUCAUUUAAAUUUAUUUUUUUUUUUUUAGUAAAAUUUGAAAUGUUUUAGUUAUUUUAUUAUUUGAUUUAUUCAAUUUAUUUAUUAUAGACAAUUCUAAUUACUUUUGGAAUAUUAACACUAAGUUCUCGGAUGGGUUUUUUUUUCGUAAUAUAAAUGUAUAUACAUAUUAAGUCAGAUAAUUCUAAAUUAGUCAUUGUAUAUUUGUCCAGAAACCAUCAAUAAAGUCGAGAGUAUUUUUUGUUUUGGGCAGUACGAUAGUUUAUACAUUUGUUAAAUUGCACUAAUAUAUAAUUUGAAAUUGUUUACAAUCUGUAUAUGUACAAUCUAGAAACAAGAUUGCGUGACGUAUAACUUCCCGUAUAACAUUGUGAUACGGUGUGAAAGGGGCCGUCAACUACAUAGAAAUCAUAAUCCUCUCUAUUUAUUUUUGAUUUAAUGGCCGAGUGGGGCAUUUACAAAUUCGGAAACUGAAUUUACAAUUAUUUACAAUGGAUUUUCAAUUGUUUACAAUUUGUCCGGAUGCAAUCAGUCAAAGUGGGAGGGCAACUUCUCGUAUGUGUUAUAAAUGACAAAAUUAUGUUAUGAACGAUUUCGCUGGUUGUUUUAACAUUUUCCAUUCGAAUAUUUGCUUCGUAAAUUUUACAGGAAUAAAACAUUUCAAAAUUUAAAAUACAUUUAUUUUUUAGAUUUCAAAUUUAGAGAUGAAGUUACGAGUUCUACUCAUAGAUGUGUGUUAUUAUUCUUGGAAAAUAUUUUUAGAUUAGUUAAAUUGCCCCGAUUUUUGUAUGAUAAAGCUUAAAAUAUGUGGAUUUCUUUUGCAGUGGUUAGUUACUUGAAAAAAAAAAUUCAGAUUCUCAACAGUUUUUCUAUCAAAUGACCACAAAUAUCAAACAUCGAUUUUAUUUUUGUUGAAUUCUGGGUUACUUUGGUGUCAAGGAAGAAAAACACGACUAAUUAUAUUAUUAAUAUUUCGCUCAUAAUAGUUUUUUAAUUAUAUUGAUUCAUCGUUUAAUCAUCUCAUUGACUACAGUGGCCUAUAUCUAUAGUGUAAAAAACACCGAACUUUUAUAUUAUUAUAUAAUAUAAUGUUAGGUAUAUAAUUAUUUACAAAAAAUUAGUCGUAUUGUUUUCUCCAAAUAUAUUCUAUCGGUGGACGGUAAUAAUAUUUCGAUAUCAAUAAAAAUCAGAUUACGAUUUAACUCUCAUUAAAAUGGUCAUAAAUAGACCAACCAAAAUAAUUAAAUUUGUACAGUUUUACGGUCAUAGCAAAAUUAUAUGAAUAAUGAGUCGAAAAAAUUGAAACGACAGACAAGUCGUAAUUUAUACCUAACUCACUAUUGUGUAUAUCUCUCUCUAGUCUAUGCAGUAACGUCGGUUAUCUCAUAAAUCCGGUGAAAAUAACAUUCCUAUUUGUCUAAUUUUCGCGACAGUCAAAUACAGAAUUAUAAUACAAUUGCCUCCAAAUGUAUUUCGCACGAAACAAAAACAAAACAGGUAGGUAUUGAAUGUCUCAUAAAUGAUAAUCUUAUUCGGUAAAAUGUAAAAACACGUUUACGCAAAAUAGGCCUUUAUAACAAAUGUUGAAAUAUAUGAAAGAGUUGAAAUAUUUAUGAUAUAAAAAUCUAGAGAAUAUUUCGAAGUGAUCUAAAAUACUAUAUUAUAUACGUUUUUUAAAAUAAUUAGAUGGUAUCAAAAAACGAGAUAACGAUAAACUAUUAUUAUUGCAUAGUGUCAUAACUCAUAACUCAUAACAUUGCACACUAACAACUAAAAACUACAGAAUUUGGUGAUACCUAAAUUACAACUCUAGUGACUUGACGAUUGAUUAUUUUGCCGUAAACCAAAAUUUCUUAAAAUGUGAUAAGAAAUUCAUAAAUUGAAUGAAAGGAAAGGUUAGGUUUGUGGUGAGUAAAAACCGCGAAUACAGUACUUUUACGUCGGUAAAAAAAAAAAAAAAAUAAUAAUAAGCUACUUUGUACAAUUUUUACACAGAUUUACUCUAGCGAAUUUUUUAUAACACACCGGUUUUGAAGAAAUCUAAACCGGUUUACUUCAAACGAAUUUCUCGAUUCAAUAUUUCAUUUCCUCGUAAAUUGUUUAUGCUUCUAUUUCAAAAUAGAUACAGUUACCACGCAGCAACCUAUAUAGUAUAAUAGUAUUUAUAUUAUUAUGAAUAUUAUUUUAUUUUUCGUUUGUUGAAAAUGUAAUAUAACAUUUCUCGUACCUAUACCGUAUAUAAAACCAAAGUCAAGUCUGCAUACGAAUACAAACAAAUCGGUAAAACAUAACACGCCAACAAGUUUACGUCUGGCUAUGAAAUAUGACGUGGUACCUCGAACACGUAUUGAGAACGUUAACACUUCAGACCGGUGUAGUUUUAUUGAGCAUAUUGUUUAUUGUAAGGAAAUAUCGAUUGCCUUAUACUUAUGAUGAAUUAUAAUCAGUGGUGUUUUUAUAAGGUAUAAUAUGUAUUAUGUAUAUUACAUACAGGCCGUUUACUUUAAAUAUUUUGUUAAAAAAAAAUACGGGUGUACAGUGUACUGUGUAUAUUCUCAAAUAGUUUUUCAAAUAAAAAAAUAAAACCAUCACGAUAUAUUAUCAUCAUUGCUCGUUCAUAUACCAUUGGGGCCACUAAAACUAUUAAUUUUAUAAAAAUUAAACGUAAUUUUAAUUAAAUUUGUGUACAAUCAAUGUAUUAUCUGCCCUUAAAACUUAUGGUAUAAAGUAUAAAAUAAAUCAUGAGCAUGUAAGAUGUAGGAUGCUAUAUUAUACCCUUAAAUUGUACCUUAAACCACUGGUUAUAAUAAAGAAAAUUCGAGAAUAAUUUGUUUUAUAGCAUUGCAAAUCGAUUUUUUUUCUAGACUCUGUCAGUGUGCGUUUUAUUGGUUAACGCGACGUUCUUCGAACUGCAACAGCCACGUAUGAUUAUCAUUAAAAAAUAAAUAAAUAGUGUGUUCACGCCAACCGAUAUAGAGAAUGUUUUAUUUAAGAAGACAAGUUAUAAGGACACGUUUUGAGUCAAUUUUCAACAUUUUUUAUCAUUCGCGUUGCACGCAAUUAAAUAAACAUAAAAUUAUUAUGUUUUAAUACAACCGAUGAUAUAUUAUGUUAUUAGCACCAAAAUUUAGUAUUCCUAUUUUUUUUCAAUUCAAAAAGUGAUUGUAAGAAUUAAAAAUGAUAGUUAUUUCAUGAAACGUUUGACAAAUAUUUUCUUCUAUUUUAGAAGAUCGUACAUGGGAUAUGACGUGUAAUAAUAGGUUAUUUAAAUUAAAAUAAAUUUAGAUGUCCGGAAAUUUUUGAAAUUUUUGAAAUAGAAACAAAUUGUGCCAUUCAAAGUUACUGUUUAGAAAAAAAAAAUAUACAAGUCAUUAUGAACAAAAUAUUAUGUACCUAAGUUUUAUCGCAUUAUUAAAAAUUGACUCGAAAUGUGGGUAACAUAUUUUGGUACCUACCCAUCCAACUUACUCGAAAAUACUUAUUUCUAUCAAAGCCAAUCCGUUCGGAUAUUUAUUCGUAUACGUUUAUCUCUUAUUACAGCGAGAACACACACGGUGUAGAUAUUUUUAAACGUAUUAUUUGUUAUUAUUUACAUUGCCGUUUUGUUUACGAUAAUGUACAGUGGCCUGGAUCAUUAUGUUCCUGUUUGUUUGCUGUAUGAUCUUUAUUUGGUCAAUAGCGUUUUGGGGCGCGUACAAAGUAAAAUAUUUGAAAAUGUUUAUUCACGAAAAAACUUUAAACGCCUGACCUAAUCUAUAUUUAUAGUACAAAUCUCUGUGCAUAAUAUAUUAUAGGAAAUCCGUACCGGAAUUACCACGGCUACGGUUUUGUGGUCGGUUUACGUGAUACUUUGGAUAGGCGUAGUCGUUUGGUCGUUUGCGAACGCGCGGGACAAGUAAAUCCUAACUUAACCUAUAUAACGGUGAAAAAUAUACAACACAACGUGUUUUUCGGCCAGCAGGAGAUUUUGCAUCGAGUCAAGGUGUCCGGACGUACUGUGGCUGAUAGACAACGAUUGGGGAUAUGGUCCCAUCGAAAACAUACAACCCACGAGUUCCGAUUUGCACGGACAGGAAAUCAAGAAUAAUAUCAAAAACAAAGGUCAGGUACCCCAGUACUCGAAGGUAAUGAAAUAUCCGAAUAACGACGGCGGUAAUAUUAUGGUCACCACGAUAGCUGUGAGAAAUAAUAAAACGUCGAGACUUGAGAAUAAUAAACAAAAUAUUCCCAAUUCAAAUACUACCCCCUCAACGUUAUCGAAUAUUAUGGCUGACGGACAUUUGGAAAAAUUAUUGGAGUUUAAAAUAUUAGAGACUAAUUAUAUAAAGAAAUUUUGUGGAACACAUUCGAUGUCCGAUAGUCGAUGGGGUAUAACGUUGCCCAUAAUAACAUCGAUAGUUUAUGUCAGUAAGUGGUCAAAAAAUAACGACAAAUUUGACAUCAUAUUAAAAAAAAAUGUAAUAUAAUAUUUCAAUUUUACAGUAAUAUCGCUGUUUUCGUGGAUGAUUUUGAUCAGUUACCGACAUGAAAUGAAAUCUCAAAUCACCGUAGUACUGUGAACAAUAGAAAUUUAGAUGGCAAAUUAUUAGAUACAAUUAUGUAUUUAAAAACAAAUAACACGAGAUACCGCAAGAAGUUUUUCAAAUAAUAAAUACAUAUAUAAUGAACAAAAGUACAAACUUUAAAAAAGACUCAAAAUCAAUCAAAUACUUAUAGUGGCAUAACAUUUCCGAGGAAACCUUACACGAUGGUACGUUUUUCAAAAUAUCGAUCAAAAAUAUCACACGAGGUUCCCACGGAAAUGUAAUUGCCAUUUAGAUAUUUUUCCAUUGGAUGUUUAAUAUUUAAAAUUAUGUGAACGUUACAAGUGGUUAUAAAUUAGUACAUAAUCGGUGCAAAGAUAAAAUGUCGUCUACUAAACACGGAUAUAGUGAUAAAGUGGACAUGUACAUGUCUGGUUCGACCAAAUUUUGCAGAGAAAAAAUAUGACAAUUCUCAAACAAAUGUAUGUUAUGUUUAUCUUUACGGUUCUUAGUUUUGUCGAAUAAUUUUGAAUAGCAGACUUGUCUCGUUUUCGCAUUGAGCCUUAUAAUUUCAAAUGCUGCAGUAUUCAGUCAAAAAUAAACCAACAAGCCCGCGCAAGUAUAAUAUUUGAAAAAGGUAUUGUAUACUAAGGUAUAGUAAGGUAUUGUACCGUAUGAAUUCAUAUCGCCGUACCUACAUACAAUAUUUUAUAGUUUUUUUGAAAUAACACGCACGCGUAUCAACUGGAAAUUUAAUCUGAUAAUAAUUUAGUUUGUUUAUGCCCGUGUAACAUUAAUCGCACACUACACGGACAGGCAGGUACCCGUGUAUAUAAAAUUAUAUAUAUAUAUAAAUAUUGUAUACAUGUACAUAUAUAUAUAUAUAUAUAUACACAUGAAUCUUAUUUCCACUAUCCAAAACGCGCGUAUUGUAGGUAUACGUGCUACAAUAUUAUACUAACGUACUUAAAUAUUUCAAGACCACUUGAAUAUUGUGUAUCAGUAGUGUUACGUCUAUUUCAUGGAAAACAAUAAUUGUUUACGUAUUUUACCUACCGUCUCGAGUAGGUAUACAAUUUUUUAAAACAUUUUUAUUUGCUAUUUUUUGGCUGCGAGAGUCAUCGAUUUACUAAGAGAUAGGUAAUAAUAUUUUAAUAAUUACCUACUUACAUCAAACAAAACGCAUAAAUCGUGUACAUUUUAUACUUUUAUGUUUUGUGUAUCAAUUUCAUAUUUAACCGAUCAUUUUGACCGCACACGUCCAUGUACCUAAAUUAUAUAUUUCGUAUCAAAGUCUUCGUCGUCGAAACAGACAUUAUUAUCGAGGGUAAGUAAUGAUUUUUUUUUUUUUUUGUCUAACAAGAUUUUUCUUAUAUUGAUUAUUAUAGUAUUAUAAUAUCGAAGUUAAAAUAAUCAAAAAUUAAUAGCUAACAAAAAAUAAACCUGAUUGAAUGUUUAUCAAAAGCAAUCAAUAAAGGAGAGAAAGCAUUCUGUAUAUUUUUAGUAAAAGUUUCCGAUACUAUAGAUCAUAAUUUAUUAUCUAAAGUUUUUAUUAGUAACGGUAUAAGUGGUUUGUUUAAGUUGGUUUAAAAGCUAUCUUAAUAUGAGGAAACAAAUAACCCAUGUAAAUGGUCUACUAGGUCAGGAAAAUGAUAUUCUGUGUGGAGUACCUCAGAGAAGUGUCCUAGGGCCUAUAAUGUUUACAAUGUAUAUAAGAUAUCAAAUGCAUCUUUUUGUAACUGCCCAAAGAUGAAUAUAGUGAAAAGAAUUAAAUAUUAAAGACUUUUAUUGGAUUGUAACCUUAAAUGUAAUGUCCAUAUAAGCAGCUUAACAGUAAAAUUGCGUUCUACAAUGUUCAAAUUUUAUAAAUUAAAAUACAUAAUUUCACCGAAUACUCUGAGGAUAGUUUAUCUAUCCUUAUACCAAUCUAUAAUUAAAUAUGGCAUGGUAAUUUGGAGUGGUGCGUCUAAAAUUGUUCUUAAUCCUUUAAGAGUUCGGCAAAACAGUAUAGUUUAAAGAAGGACAAUCUCUUAGGGUCUACCAAAUCGAAUUAUAAAGAAUAAUUUAAUGUGUUUCCGCUUGAAUUGCACCUACUGUUGUAGGUGAGAAAUUGGAAAGGUAAGAUACAUAAGGUUAUUUCAUUUAUAUCUGUAAGCAACGAUAAAUCAUUGCUGACAAAAGAAUUUCCGAGAGCUGUUCGGUAAUACAUAAAUUGAAGUGCCGUAAUUUCUUUAAGAUUUUCAUUUAAAUUUGAUUUUAAAACGCUUAUUAAAAAAAAAAGUCGUCUGAUGAUUUUGGAAAUUUUACCACGUCUAGGCAAGUCCAAUAUAAGUAUUAUUACCAAGUUUCAAGUCUCUAGGUGUAUUUAUAACCGAAUUACAGCAAAAACUCCCAACAAUUAAAAUUCCUUAAAAGCUCAAAAGUUUUGGCGAAGAAAAAAUUACCUCUUAAGUAAAAUUCAGACAACUUUAACUUUCAAAAAAGUUACUACACGUAAAAUCGGAGCAAAAUUACUAAGGAAAAACGUGUCCACAGACUAGAACAAAGAAAAAUGAAAUAAACAGCAUUGUAAAACCAAUAGCUCUCUCGCUACGCUUGGAAUCUAAAAAUAAGAGUAAAUUACGAAAACAAAAAACUGUUUAUUUGUGUCUAAUAUUUAUCUACAAACAGGUAUUUCAAAAUAUCGUAGAUACCAUUUCGAUUUUUGAGUAUAAUUUGAACAUAAUUAAAAUUUUGUCAAUAACAGAUUAUUCGUAAAUAUUAAAUUUCAACAUACCAUAAUUCUGCCAAUUUUGUAAUUAGAAUAAACUUUUUAUAAAAAAAAACUAUUUUAAAAAAAAUACACGCUAUCCGAAUCUGUGAAAAAAAAAUGGUGUUGCCGUCUAAAGAAAAAUAAGUUGUAUUACGUAUGGGCGUACCGAAAGGGUUAAAAAUUUGAAAUUUAUUUUAAAAUGUGUAUUUGGGUACUCCCUAUUAAUCUCUGAAAAUUCCAUUUCAAUACUAUGUCAACCAACUGAAAUAUUUAGUUGUUCCUCUUAACAUGAACGCACUGUACAUGUAUUACCCGAUGAUGAAUUUUUAAUUUGAAACCGGUCGUACAAUACACAUGUAAUAAUCCAGGCGACGCAUUCAUUUAUUUUUUUAUUAUUUAUUUACGAGUACUAACCAUUUAAUUUAUUUUUGUUUUUACUUUAUUAUUUUAUUGUUGUGUAUAAUUUGUUAGUGUCGAGUCUUUAUUUUAUUACUCAGUAUGUAUAAUUUAAUUUAAUUUUUAUCUCGUGUGUACUAUAGCUCCCACAUCACCAUAAGCUCUGCUUAAAGGUGUAGGAAAUUAUUUAUUAAUUAAUUUAAUACUUUGUAUGUUAUACAGAAUUUAAUAUAAUAAUGUACUUAAAUAUAGGUUACCUGUAAAAUAAAAUUCAAAUUUUCUGUUUUAUGGUCUGACAUUGUUUAGAAUUUGUAUAGAGCCAAAUAAGUUUAAUCCAUAUAAAUCGGAAAAUAGUAUCUAGACGAAAUUCCGAAAUGUUACAAUUUUCAUCAAUUACACUUCAGUAAUUUUUUUUAAUACUACCAAAUAAAUAAAAUGGAUCUUAUAUCACAUUUUAGAGCAUUUGUGUUGAGCAAAAACAAUUUUAUCCACGUAUAAUUAAAGAAAAACUAAAAACUAAGAACAUUUUAAAAUGCUAUAAAUAGUUCAAACAUCGACCGAAUGUUUUGAAAUUUGUACAUAAUUUAUAACUAAUAAUGACUUCUUAAUGCACCAGUUAAACACAACUUUUUACCAAAAACUAUCCCUGAAGUUGAUAAUCGAAGUAUUAUUUUCUGUAAAAAAAAUGUAUAACGGACAGAAAAAAAAAAUUAUUAAAAAAGAAACACACGCGUGGGCAGCAGAGCUAUCGCUCGCAGAGGUAUCCAAAUUUACAUAAAAAAGCGAAUAAACGGAUCUGUGUUCGGUUUGAUCCCGUAAUUCAACCCAUAAAUGGUGGGUCACAUAGAGUUUUUGUGUUUUUAGUAGGUAUGAAAUUUGAAUUUCAGAUUCUGAUUGGAGCGAAGAUUUUACAAAGAUGUUUAUUAUUAUUUUUUUCCACCAAAAAAAUUUUAUUCUACCGGAAAUCUUGCUCCGAUUUUUAAGUAUAGUGACUUUUCUGAAAGGAAAUUGGUGUGGGAAAGUAAGUACCUCCUUUAUCUUAGUACCUCCAAGAAUUCAUUUGACGGUUUCCUUCGGAAUUUUUUCAACAAAUAUAAAAAACCAAAAAAAAAAAACCGGGAAAAUGUAAGAAAUGUAGAUAUUAGAUAAAAAUAUUAUGGCUUUCUUUUUUCCCGUGGACAACUUUUCUACCAACCAUUUUGCUUCAACUUUUAAUGGUAACAAUUUUUCUAAAAGAAAAUUUCACUGCAGGGAUACUUUAGUAAGGUUCUUUUUUUUUGGAUUUUUUUAGCAAAUGUGAGAAUAAACAUAGGAAAACCGAAAAAAUCGUAAAAAAACGGUACAACAUUAAACAAAUAUUAUUAAAAAGAAUACAUAGAGUAUACUUAAUUAUUUUACUACAAUAUGGCAUAUAUAUUGUUGACAAAUUAUCACUAUCAACUAAACUCCGCUCAGAAUUGUUUUUUCAUGAAAAAAAAUGGUUUAUUUAUGCUUACAGUUACACAUUAAAUUACCUUUGACAGUGGCUGCACCUGUCUUCAUUAUUCUAGGACGUCUUUUUUAUUAAUGGUAAAUAAGAUACUUUGGUAACACUGAUAAGAAAAAAGCAGUUGAUAAUAUCUGAUACGAUUGUCACGUUAAAGAAAUAAGACCUUUUAGAAAAAAAAAAAAAAUCUGCAAAGUAAUAACGAUUAACUGUGAUAUGGAUGGGGUGGAAUCAGGGAAACACGGGGAAACGUAUCUCAUUAAAAUACGACUCUUGUAUACUUUCGCUAGAGCAAUAUGGAUUUGAUAACAAGUAAUUGUACAAUUGAACUAACCUAUACUGAUUAUAUCGAAUAAAUAUUUAAUUAUUAAUUUAUUCGAACUUAUUUCGUUUAUACUAUUAAUAACAAUGCAUCUCAUUUAAGUGUUUGGUUCUAAGAUAGUUUUAUACAGGGCAUCCUACAACGUUAUCCAUAUGCUAAUAACUUAGUCAAUAUUCUUUUUUUUUUUUUUGUUUUUAUCGAGUUUUUUGUCGGGGGAAACAAAUGUAGAGAAAAAUUUAUUUUUUAUUUUUAUCUCUUAAUGACUGGAUUUGUUAAAUUUCAAAAAAACCAAUUUGUAUCUCUACACUGCAGGUUAGAUCAUCUAUGAUACAAACAGUGAAUCACAAAGUUAGUUAUUUCUUGUUGCUAUCAAUUAUAUAACGAUUUUAAAUCGUUUAAUUGUUUUUAUCAAUAAUCUAAAAUAAUUUGUCUGUUUUACCAUCAAAACCUCUAUAUUAUCAUUUAUUCCUUGAAAUAAUGGUUUUCUAUGUAUGAUUACAUCUGUAGUUUUAAUAUUUCUGUAUUCAGAAAAAUAUAUUCAAACUCUCAUAUUGUUCAAGAUCAUAUUUAGCACUAAAAACUACCAAUUUCACAGUAAGUACACUAUUUUUUAUAUUUGUUGUGAUUAUAUCGCCAAUGAACGUUUUGAACAGUUUUUUGUUAAUACUAAAAUAUUAUCAUCUGUAAUACAUGAUGCAUUAAAAAAUUUUUUCGUUUUUAAUUAUUUUUAUUAUUAAUGUAUCAAUCAACCAUAUAGUUCAGAUUUUAAUUUAAAGUUUUACUUUAGAUUCUGAGCGGAGCGAACAAUGUAUUUGAUUUAUACUGAUUUUUAAUUUUUUUAUGUAAACAUUUUUUCUAUCAGAAAGGUUAUUCCGAUUAUCAAGUAUAGCAACUUUUCUGAAAGGAAAUGUUCUUUAGAUGAUACUUUAAAAAAGUCAUUUUUGAAAAUUUUAAUUAAUAUUUAAGUUAAUGAAGAAACCUUGGUUUUUAGGUUAAAAAAGAUUGAAAGAUUAAAAGUAAGGUAGUCGUUGUCAACCGUUUUUAUUUAUUUUUUGUUAUUAUUGAGUUUUUAUUAUUAUUUAAAUCGUUUUUAAAUAAUCAUUGUUGUCAUGAAAACGAACAUUGUUGAAAAAGAUAAAUUGAUAAUUUAAAUUAAACUACAUACAUUGUAUGAAAUUAUUUUUAUAAGGAUAAUGAUUAGGAUAAGAAUGAUGAUUUAUCUACUUACAAUACAAACAAUUGUAAACAAUUGGAAAAAAAAUUGGUUAAUUUGUAAAUUAAUUGAAAAACACAAUAAAAAAAAGAUAAAUUAUCAAUAUCUUGUUUGAAGUAAUUUAUUAUUUAUUUAUUUUAUUAUAAAUUAAUUAUAAACAUGAAAUUGUGUAAUAAUAAAAUAUUUUUAACUACUUGCACAAAAACAUAUGUGUUUACUGAGUAAUUAGUUGUAUUUAAUAUUACGCAUUAUACUUUAUUAUGACAUGUAUUAUUGUUGACAAACCAUCAGUAUCAACUGAAAUCCGCUCAGAAUCGUUUUUUUGUUAGCAAUGGCUUAUUUUUGCUUACAGAUAUACAUUUAAUUCCCUUCUGCAUGCUACCUUCUAAACUCUCCACCUACAACAGUGGCUGUACCCACGUGCGAUAUAUGUACAUUUUUUUAUAUAAUAAAAUGCCCAAUUGAAGAAAACAGUUUUAAUUAUACUAUGUUUUACUCAGUAUACUUAAUUAUCAUAUUAAAAUAAAUUUACAUAUAAGUGUACAAUGUACCAUAAGUAAUACAAUUAUUCAAAUCAAUUUUUGAGCCAGCAUGUAAAUUGUUUUGACCCACAAAUAUAUUUCCAACACUAUUUAAAUAUACAUUAAAUAAAAAAUUAUUAUUUUAUUAUUAUUAUUAUUAUUAUAUUAUAUUAUAUUAUCAUGGCUUUAAGUUUAGUUAUAAUCUUGAUCCCAAGUUACAUUAGAUUUUGUGUGCUGCAAAGCGUUUAAAGCAUUUGAUUAGUUAUGCAAUUGGCUAAAGAUUUUAAAAAAAGAUUGUCUCUAAAAAUGUUAUUCUAUUCUGUUACCAGACCUAUUCUUGAAUAUGGUUGUAUAGUAUGGGAUCCUUAUACUGAUAAUAACUCACUGCAGCUUGAACGAGUUCAGCGAAAAUUUUUCCAUUUUGUCAUCUUCAUACUCAAAAUACAUUCACUCUACAUGAUUAUGCCUCGGUAGCUAACUUACUUGGCCUUUCCUCUCUAGCUAAGCGUAGGCGUACUGCUGGAAUAAAAUUUAUUGGUCUAUUUAAAAAACGAACCAAUUAGGCACCUAAUAGUGAGUGCCAAUGUUAACUCAAAUUUUGGUAAUUAAUAAGUUAAUUUAUAUUUUGAUUGAUAACUUAAUGUUAUAUAUAUAUUGUCCAAAUAACAUGUAUUAUUAAAUGUACAAAUGAUACAUAUGUUUAGCUAAGCGCAAUUGGCCGUGUAAUUAAAAAUGAAUAAAUAAAUAUUAUUAUUCUUAUUGUUAUUUUAUUGGAAAUUAUGAGAUGAAACUUAAUUCAUGCAGUGUAGGGUUUGAAAUAUACAUUCAUAUCGGAUCAAUAGUUUCUUAGUAAUAGUGAUUUCAACAUUUUAACAUUUCUUCUUUUGUAUUACGAUGGAAAUAAAAAUGUAAUGUUUUUCUCUAAAUUUGUGUUUCCCUGGCACAAAACCUGAUUGAAAAAAUAUAUAUUUAUCACUUUUUCUCUAUAUCUUCUGCAUGACCUACCUUAACCAAUAACCUCAAUAACAAUGAGUUCUACUCUUGUCUAACCCUAUGUGAUUGCUUUCUUUUUUUCAACAAAAUAUCAUCUCAAUUUGUUUUUUUUAAUUUUCUCUGGUAUCCCUGCCCCCCUAAGCUACCUCUUGCAAAUGUUGUACACUCACUACAGGAUAAAAUAUGGUUAACUAUUAUACAUCAAAGCAAUUUUCUCUCAUUGAAUACUUUUAGCAUUAUCGCAUUGUUGUUAAAAUAAAAUUAAUAUACACCACGAGUUAUAUAGUCGAAUGAUAUCUACUUAUCAUAAUUGUUUUAUCGCCGUCUCAUAGGUUAAAACUAAUUUUUCAACGUUUUUGUCACGAUUAUACGAUUUUUUUUUUUACUCGUGCAGUCGUGUCUACGAAUGAUAAUACGUCUAUUAUCAUUCGCGUCGUCUUAUCUAAAGUCAAUAAGAUAAAUGUUAUUACAUAAUUAAUUGAAUAACUUACAUGCACUUAUCGUGUUUUUAAAAUCGACAAAAUCGUAUUAACUCUCUGCAUACUGAUUUUCAUCAGAUAAGCAAUUACACGUGUUUUUCGAAAAAAAUUGAUACGAGAUUCCUCACGGUAUAACAUCCAACCGUAUAAAAGAAGUAAUUUACUCGUCUGCAACAGUAUAAUCACAUUUCACUUAACUAUAUUAGGAAAUAACGCUCAUGGAGCUUGAAUAUACCCACAACUUCUAGUAUGUUCGAAAGCGGGAUUAUUAUAUUACACUAAUUAUUCGACAGAUUGUUAUGUGCUUAAUAUUUUUGGCAAAUUAUUUAAAAAACCCAUUCGAUUUUAAUGCAUAUAGUAAAUAAAAUACUAUGAUAUAGUAUUUCCCAAAUGAUGUUUCGCAGAACCCAAAGGUUCCGUGAUCUAGAGCAAAGAAUGCCGUGAGGAAUUUAGGAAAAAUAAAUUAGUUUUCAAUUUGAUUAUUUUUUUAUAAUUAAAAUUGAGGAGUUCCAGAAUGCCAUACAAAGUGAUUACAAAUAUUUUGCCGGAAGUCUCGGACUACACCCACUCAUCUAAAUAUCCAAAAUAUAUGUCCACGUUAUGAAAAAGAAAUUGGGAUUUUCCAUUACAUUCCUCGCUCGGCUCAGAAUUCAAAACUAAAAGCUAGAUCCAAAAUAUUCUCAUUUAAUAAAUCAAGCUUUAUUUCUUUAUAACUUGACUGAAAUAUAAAAUUUUAUGAUCAAAUUACUAAAUAGUGUUCAUAGUUUCCAAAUUUUCAUUUUAAGGAUUUUUAUGUGCAAGUAUAAUUAAAGACGAUAUUUUCGUAUACUUAUAUUUCUCAUUUCAUUUAAAGGAAUAUCCUGUUGAUAAUACCAACUUUGGUUUUUCAAAUAAAAAACCGAAAAAAACGAAAACCUAUAUUAAAAAUUCCAUAAAUAAAUAAUAAAAUAAUAAAGUAAAAACAAAAUUAUUAAAAUGGUUAAUAAUCGUAAAUAAAUAUAUGAAUAAAAAAUGUAUUUAUGAUAAGUGUAUAUUUAUAAUACUUCAUGCGACGCAUUCAUUAAUUUAUUUUUAUUUUUAUAGAUUUAUUUAUUAUAUACAUUUUGAUGUUGACAUUUUUGAUUUCCUUUUACUCGUUCACAAGAUAUUUCACUUUUAAGUUUUUAGAGGAAAAAUAGUGGAGCAUAAGUCGUGUUGCAGCACAGUACCUGACGUUUCACUAGCAAUAGUGCUCCACUACUCUCCCCCUACCCAAACUUAAAAGUGGAAUAUCGAGUAGACGGAAAUUAUAAAUUUCAACAUCAAAAUUUAUUUUAUCUCUUACUCUGUCCAUUUAUACAAUGUUUAGCUCGUCGUAAGACGCACGGUUUUAGAUAUCUCAUUUACGAGCACGGGGUAAAUAUUUAUCCGUCAGAAAUAGUUAACAUUUUAUUGUUAAUAUGUAAUCGUUUUUGGUAAUAAUAACUCGUUAAAAUUGUAUCGUACAUUUCUUAGCAUUGUGUACAAAAUAUUUUGGCGAUUUCAAUGAAAGUUUCAUUAUACAGAAUGAUUAUAAAUGUAUAAAUAUACAUAUUAUAUUUAUAUAUAUCAGUAUUCAAUAUAUUGUAAUAAAUCUAAAAAUACAAAUUAUUACAGCUAAUAGUUGAUUUCAUAAUUACAUAAUAAUAAUAAUUACAAAUUAGUAGGUACAGGUACACAAAAAGAAAUAACAUUCUUCAUCUGCGUAAAAUUCUGGACACACGCUAAUCAAGUGGUUCCGACAUAUGAGCUUCAUUAUACACGUUGUACAGACUUUGGUUGUGUUUCUGUGUAUUCGUUCACAGAAUGAACAUCUACCUCUAAUCUUUACUUGAGAUUCUUUUGGUAAUUAUUUACCCCGUACUCUCUAAGAGGUACGGGUUAAUAUAGAUGAUUGUCAACAGGAUACUCCUUAAAUUUUGUGAAAAAUCUAAGUGUACAAAAAUAUCGACUUUAACUGCACUUAAAACUUACCAAAAUCAGAAUUUGCAUACAUGCAUAGUUUAAAGCUUAAAUGCUUGAGCAUGCUCAAUGAAUCACCCUGUAUAUUAUAUACAAAUGUACAAUGUUAUUGAUAUUGAUACUUGAAACUUAAUAUUAUUGUAUUCGGAGAUAAAUUAACAAAAUACUUGCGUUUGAUAUUAUGCCCAAAAACGAUCAGGUAUUUAUAGUAUAUAGACGUGAGUUUAAUGGUUUUUGCACAACCGUUGCCCACGGAAACUUGUAGAAUCGUUCCGGACAUUUUGUCAAUAGUAAACCUACCUAUAGCCAUAAUAAUGUCGUUGGAAUUAUAUUAAUUACUAUUCCGCUGUCGACGCCUAAAAAAAAAAACCCUGUUUUGGCGAUUGUUUUAUUGUUUAAUACAAAUAUUUAAACGGCAAAAAUAUAAAAUGUAACGUUUUUGACCAUUCGUUACAUUUUUUGGUUAGUGGUUCCACACAAUUCACGUGUGUUUAAAUUAGAUUUUUUUGUUUUCAUGUAGUUAUUUAUAAUAUUUUCGUUAGAGCACUUUAAACAGCUAAUAUGAAAUAUCCGACUGUCCUAGAUUUAGAUUAUGGAUCCUUUGGCUUAUAUUAUUAUUAUUAUUUUUUUUUUAACUAAAGUGUUGUUAUUUUUAAAACAAAAAUUCAAUUAUUUUAAUUUUAAUUAUUAUACAGUAGGAAUAGGUAUUAAUUUUAUUAUUAUUAUUAUUAUAUAAAAGAUAUUAACAGUAUUUUCUGUAUAUGUUCUGUUAAAGGACUGAUAUACAAUGUUUUCAAAUAGAAAAAAAAAAAAGAGCUGAUACUGGGAACGGAUGCAGCUACUGUUGUAGGUGGGAAGUUGGAAAGGUAGGAUACAUAAGGUUAUUUAAUUUAUAUCUGUAAGCAACGAUAAACCAUUGCUGACAAGAGACGAUUCCGAGAGCUUUUCGGUAAUACAUAAUUUGAAGUGCCGUAAUUUUUUUGAGAUUUUCGUUAAAUUUUGAUUUCAAAACGCUUGUUAAAAAAAAAAAAAGUCAUACGAUGAUUUUGAUAAUUUUACCACGUUUAGUGACAAGUCCAAUAUAAGUAUUAUUACUAAGUUCCAAGUCUCUAUGUGUAUUUAUAAUUGAAUUGCAGCAAAAAACUCUCAAAAAUUAAAAUUCCUUAAGAGCUCAAAAAGGAAACAAAAAAGGUAUCUUAUGAUUUUUCAACUUAAUAAUUUUUUCGAAUAAAUCGAAUUUACCUGCGGUAGGUAUACUUUCUACACCCCUUGUCCCACCUAUAUCAAUUUUUAAACAUAAUUCAGUGAUUACAAAUUUAAUAAAAAUAACAGUACUGCGGGCAUAUUGCUUCCAUAUUUAUAUUUAUUUUAGGUUUUAUUUUAUCUGUAAACAACUUUUCGAUCAGAAAUUUAGCUCCGAUUAUUAACUUUAAAGGUGGUGGUUUCUGGUAGAAAAUGCAUUCUAGUUAAAGUUAUGCUUUUUUUGAUUUUUUGUGAAGUAUUCUUAGUAAUGAUGAAAAUCCAAGAAAAACGCCAAAAAAAUUGUAAUAUUUACAUACGGUUUCUGUUAUAUUCGAUAUUAUUUAUUUGUUGUAAUUCAUAAAAAUAAUCAUAGAGGCCGGAAAUAUUAGCUCUUUUCAAACAAUACAAUUUUUAAAAAAUGUCAAACAUUUUUAAUUAUUCAAAAAUAUGUAUUGUCUCAUACGGUCCAUUUAAAAUAAAUAGUAAACAUUUUUAACAUUUUAAAAAUAAAUUAAAGGUAUGUAGAGUCCCUGUGUCCUCUUCUCAAUUCGAGCACUCGUAAUCGUAUAUUAAUAUGUCAAUAUAAAUAAUAUUCAAUUUGAAAUAAAUUUCCCCGUAAAUAUUCAUUCAUUUUAAUACGUCCUGCGCUACAAACUAAAAUCAAGUGGACAUUUCAGUACGUAUAUAUUAAAACAUUUUGGAAAAUAAUUACUCAUAUAAAUAUAAUUUAUCAUAUUUAAUGAUUAUUGUUUCAGUGAAAAAUAUUCAAUCAAUUUUGCCGCAUAAUCGAUACUCGUAUAAAUAUUUGUUUAAGGUAUUACACUAUUACAUUUUUUUUUUUAAAUUAAAUUUUUUUAACCCAUAGUUCUCAUGGUCUCCACGUGCAAUAAUACUUAUAAUGUUUUAUACUUUUUUUUUUUUUAGUGAUAAGGGAUAUUAUUUAUUACUCACCUAUUAAAAAAUCAAAUAUUAUUUAAACUGAAAAUUAUCAUUGUUUCGAUCUCUUCGAUUUAUGAUAUAACUAUUCAAGAAUUUUUUUAAUUUUUUUUCCAUUACUUUACACACAAAAAAUAUUCAUACGUUUGGGUUAUUUUUGAAUUCUAGGUAAAUCUAAGCAUUUGUUAGUUUCACAAUGAUAUAUAUUUUUUUUUUUUAUCCGUGAAAAACUUUAUUACCAGCUAUUUUGCUCUGAUUUUCAAGUAUAGCGCUUUUUUAGAAAGACUGGGGUGGUACUUUAGGUAGAUUAUAUUUUGAUUUUCUCAGCUAUUGAUAAUACAUAAACCAGGAAUAGUUAAUAAACAUGGGAAAAUAGAUAUAAUGUUAAACAAAUAUUAUUAAACAAAAUAUAUAAUGCAUGUGUAACUAUUUUACCAUAAUAUGGUAUACAUAUAUUGUUGACAAAGCAACACUAUUAACCGAAUUCAUCUUAGAAUCAUAGAAUCGUUUUUCGUUAACAAUGGUUAAUUGUUGUGUUAUUAAAUUAAAUUAAAUUUCCUCUCUAUCUUCUCAACAUUUUACUUAAAACAGUAGCUCAUUCAUCGUGCAGAGUAUUUUUCAUAUUAAUUAAAUACUGAUAAACUGAUACUCAUUAUAAUUUAUUAAAAUUAGAAAUAGCUUCUAUACAACCUUAAGCAAAUAUUUAUGAAUCAGUCAUCUGAAUGAAUAUUUUAACUGCACGUGUGAACCUAACUUAAUACAUUAUGAACGAAAGGUAAAAUACCGUUCAAAUAAAUGUAUGGUCUUUCUUGUGACGUUUACCGCAGCAGUGUGUAGGUACGUGUAUGGACAGUUAUGUAUACCACGUAUUUUGUAUUCGAUUUACUGCAAGCGGUUGUUCUGUAAGAUUUUGUUUUGUUUUAGCGUUUUACUUGUAUUAUAUUUCGAUUAUAUUAUAAUCAUUUUGACAUCCUUUUUUUUUCCGUAAUAAUAAUUAUUGAGCUGUCGUGUAUAUAAAGUUAAAACCCCGCCACAUACCUAUUUCGAUUUUUGUAGAAAUUACAAUUUAUUUAUCGUUAUUUUUCUUAGGUACGUUAUUAUUUUAUAUAUUUAUAUAUAAAUGUAUACUCGUGUAUAUAAAUAUAUUAAAAAUAAUUAAAAUGGUAAUUCAUUAAAAAAAUAUUAUUAUUAAUUUUCGAAUGAAAAUAAAAACGCAUGCCGUGUAAAAUAUUAAUGUGAUAUUAUCGGUUCGCCCGAAAAAACCUUUUUGAAGAAAAAUGUUGAUAAACGAAUAAUGAAUAUGAAAAAUAUAUGCUCGUAAAAAAAUUAAUUCAAAGUUAACAAAAUGUCAUACUUUAUGAAAUUUUAAUUUUUAAUAUUUUUCGAUAUUAUCUAAACAAUUCUGAAAAAAAAAAAUGGUCUUAAUAGUAAAAACUCCAAACAAACAUAAGUAUUUAGUAUGCAUUUUUAAAUAAUUUUUCGCCCAGUAUUGCACAACCCGUGACAAUGAAUAUGAUUUAAAAUGACAGACAAGUAACCUAAAGUUUUUAAUAAAAUUAUAAUUUAUAAAGGAAUAUUGUAACCACAAUUACCGACCUACGCAACACCGUUACGAUGAAAAAAUAAAAUUAGCCAGGUCUAAACCUGAAAUUUUCUCCAAGAUGUUAAUGUCCUAAGUUAAGAUGUAAAUCCUAAAUCUUGGUCAUCGAGAAACCAAUACACUUAGUUCACAUUUUUAAGUUAUAUAGUGAUAAUGCACAAGAACCAUAAUACGAAAUUAUGGUAUUAUACUAAUUAAUAAAUCAUAAACCCACCUCAUGACGCAAUCGAAUACACCAUAGCAAUCCAGCAUAGCGUUGCUCUGUGACUAUGAUAACCUAAUUAAUAUAUAAACAACAACUAUUUAAAAAUGAUAACCAAGGGGGGAGGGUGCAGUUAUCGUAUUUUAAAGGAAAAAGUCUCAUGUUCGGGUUUGAUUUUCGGGAAAAAGUAUACGCACCUGGUCACUGGAAAAAUACGAAUCCAAGAGCUUACUUAUACUCUUACCACGAGUCUAUAUUAUAUCUACGCAUAUAGAUAUUUGAGAACAUUCAGAACUGUCCAUUAGAUUAUUUUGGAUAUUUUCAUAAAUAUUUCAACGGCAGCAAUUAUACAUUAUUUUAAUUUGAACGUAUUUUAAAUAUCCCAGAGGCGACCGAUCGUCUAAAACCAUAAUAUUGACUAUAAACUCGAUAGUUUCAAACAUUUAGUAUCAGGAUUUUAAAGUAUGUCAUAUUCCUACAUUCUUAUAUAGACUGCAUAAGGAAUUACAGGCUUUUUCGAAGAAGAGAUUGAUCUUCGAUCGAAAGAUAGAAUAAUAAUAGUUAAUUUUUAAGAUAGGUACAAACAUUUCUGAAUAAGUAUGAUGAUUAUUAUUAUUACAAAUUAUAAAUUGUAAACAUUUAAAUUACACUUCAUAAAAUAAAAUGUAGGUAGGUAUAAUCUCGUUAUCAUUAUAGAUAUAUAGUAUAUUAAGUAUAUUAGCUCAAUAUUCAUAUCUUCUUAUUUUUAAAUUGGAUAUUAUCAAUGGUAAACGAGCUCAUAUUAUAAUAGUAAAAAUCGUAUCACUUGAUUCUCAAAACAUUAAGUUGACAUCGUAUCCAAUCUUCUUUUAUUCAUGGAUUAAUGUAGAAUUUUAUAAGAAUCACAAGAAUAUUAUAACAUAUUAUUUUAAUGUCGCGGGGAGACACAUUAUCAAAAUUUGUUAUGUUAAACAAAAGAAAAAUAUUUUAAUAUAUUAACGUUACAAUUUAAUAAUAUUAAAAUCAAUAAUUAUAUACAAGUAGUUAUGUUUAAGUUCACUUCAGAUGAUGACAAUAAAUAUUAUAGGAAUUUAAAAUAAUUUAAUUAAAUAAAUAUUUAAAAACUAUAGGAUUAGAUGCUUAAAUAAUAUAUUAUUAUAAUAUCAAAUAAAUGUAGACGACAAAAUUCUGAAUAUUCUGAUAAUAUUAUUAAGUAGAGUAAGCUACUUCAUGAAUUUAUCUGUAACUGUUUGUCUGUAUGCCCUCUAUCUACAACAGUAUACACUGUAUAUACAACAGUUGCGUGUUAUAGAAUUCGAUUUUGACUAACCGAUAAAUUAAGCUCUAAAAGAGGUUCCUAUUGAUUUCAGUCCAAUCAGUGGCACGAUUUCGAUAACUUUAACGACAAAAAUGAAUAAUUUACUUAACUAAAAUUCAUAGAAUUGAAAAAAAAAAUUCCAUUAGGUACGGAAAAUCGAUAUCUUGAAUAGUGAUAAACAGUAAUAUUAGUUUGAAAAAAAAACUUUGUAAAUUUCAUUAUUUCCAUUAUCGAUUGAUAAAUAUACAUAUAUAGUAUACUGUAGACUGUAAUAAGAAGAUUAAACGCCUGAAAUAAUUUUUUUUCUGUUGACAUAUUUUUAAGUUUGUUUUUCUUAUAGUAAUUACUACAGCCUUAUGCUAAUUCUUCUAUUUUAUAUUUUUUUAGAAACUAAACAUAAAAGAUUUAAACUGUCUAAAAAAUUGAUUUUAUAAAAUCCAAGAUAGCCAAUUUAUAAAUAUGCAUUGAUAUUUUGAACAAAAUGUUGGUGUUACAAAUAUUUACUAAUAAAUUAUUAGUAAUAACGAAUUGUUAAGUUUCUAUAAUUUUUUGUAAUUUUUCAUAAACAUAUUGAUGAAUUGGUAGAUAUUAUUUAAAUAUUUAAUAGUGAAAGAACAAUAGUUAUUUCAGAUAUUAGAUCAUCGUGUGAUACAAUGUUAUACAUUGCAUCAUUGUUCAAAAAAAAAUUACCUACAAAAUUUAAAAUGUUUGCCUCGCAUUUUCCCCAUUUUUUAAUGAUAAGAAAACAUAAUCUUGCAGAAAUUGACACUCGAUAAUCCACCUUUCGCGUGAUGAUAGUAGGGUUAAAAUAUAGAACAAGGGUUUUUUAAAUUUUGUUAAUCAAACUUUAAGUAAAUAGUUUUUAAUUUAAUAUAAAUGAAUACUUAAUACUUAAUUUCAUCUAAAUAUUUGCCUUUUUUAUUUUUUGCAUAAAAACAAAUAGGUUGAAUAUAGUUUAUAUGUAUUAUACCAUACAAAUUUUAGAAUUAUUGUCUAAGUAUAAUUCAUAAUUUAAAAUUUUGUUUGUAAAUGUUUUAGUUUUCAUAAUAUUUGAAAGACUGAAAAGUACCUUCUAGAACAGGGGAGUCCAACAAACGGCCCGCGAACCGGUUCCGGCUCGACAAGCUUUUCAAACUGGUCCACCAAAUUUACUGUUGUUUUAAAAAUUUUAUUUAUUUGUCAAUAGUAUUUCUUAAUAAAAGUAAAAUAAUAAAAUAAAUGGUUUUCUGUAAGGUGAUGUUCUUAAUAACUAUAGAACCUAAAUUAGAACUAAAGUGACAAACAUUUACAAGUAACGUUUUUGACUGGAACAACAAAGUUUGAUGGAAAAUAUAAUGAUAUUUUAAAAAACAAACAAUUCCAAACUUCUCAUUAAUUGUAAAUUACUCGUAUCACAAAAUAAAUCUUAAAUAGGCAAUAAAAGUAAAAAUAAAUAUACAUUUUUUUAAAUCUAAAAAAAUCGUUUCUAUUUUUAUUUAUUCUUUAAUUUCAUUACCUUUCUGUUAUUCUCAAAAAUGUUGGCCCACGAUGCCAAAAUGUAACUCAGAUUUGGCCCGCCAUCAAAAAAGGUUGAAGACUCCUGCCUGUUCUACAAUAUCAUCAUUCAUGAAUACUUUCUAAUUAGUUCGUUAAACUCAUUUUACAAAUAAUCAUCAGUUUACAUCUAUGAUGUACAUAAUAUAAUAUACCACAAAUUGUUUUACUCAUUCAGGAACUUAUGCUACUACUUCGAUACUCCGGUUUGGAUAGGAUUACUAUGGUAAUAAAUGUUGUCCAAACUAUAUCCAUUCAUGAAAAAAAUACCAUCAUUUUGUAUUAAAAAAUCAGAAUAGGUACGUAUUCUAAUAAACGAGUUCAGGUAAAAAGGUAUUUAUAAAACAUAUUCGAAUACAGGUACUUGAAAAAUUGAAAAAGUAUUUUAAUAUUUUUCGCGUAUAAAUAUUUUAAAAACUUAUUGGACAAAUACGAAAAUUACAUUGUUUAAAAAUAAUCAUAAUACUAUUAUCCAGUAAUGCCAUUCUUAGGCACCGACCGAGAUAUAGUCCCAAUAACUUUUUUUUAGCAAGUGGAACAAUGGGCUGAUAAGUACUAAGUGAUCUGUAUUCCGUGUUAUAUUAGGUCAACUGAUGUAAUUCAAAUUUAUUUUUUGCCAUAUCUCAGCAUAAUAAGAAAAAAAAUAUAUUAUAUACAUAUCAUGUUCAAUUAAACAAUAUUUGUAUUGGUGUUUUAGUUACACUUAAAAGUCAAAUAUUCAAAUGGUUUUUAGAUAGAUGUUCCACAAUCAUUUCCUCCCCAGAACACAAAUUACAGAUCAGCACCACUGUAUGAGUCAAUAUUGUUUUAAUUCGAUUGAAAAUAAAACUGUGUGCAAAUAUGUUUAUAUUUUAUAGACACAAAAAUAUCUAUAAUUGUUUAAAUAUUAAAAAUUUCUUUUAUCACAAAUUUAAAACAGUCUUUUGAAUUUAAAACAAAUGUAAAAUAAAAUAUAUAUACAAGAUGUUCUAGAAGCAAAUAUUCCACUCUACGGGAUAGUAGGUAGGUCCUACGAAGGAAUAACCUGUAUUACAUUGAUUUUCACACGGAUUAGUAGAACUUAAAACAGCUGUUACUUGAAAACUAUUCAUUGGAUAUAAAUGUGUGAUACAUUAAAAUUUUCAGAAAAAUAAACUCUACACAAUGGAUAUCUUAAAAUAUUCCAAAAAUAAUAAAAUAAAAUGUUAUUUUUUAAAUUUUUUCAAGAAAAAAAAAAAUUAAUUCAAAUUCACAUAUUUGUAGUCCUCAUCAGUGUGAGUUAUAUAAAAAAAAAUAUAAUUUGAUUAUCUUUUUUUAUCUCUAGAGAUAUUCAAGAGGUAUAUCUUCGUGGAACAGCCUGUAUAUAGUAAGAUACCAAAAUAAGCGUAUAUAUAAUUUGUAUUAUAAAUAAUUGGUACAUAUUGUACUUUUAAAGGAAAAUAUACAAUAUGUGUAUGUUGAUUUUGACGACUUGGAUUGAUAGUCAUUUAAAAGCUCUAUAAUUUACAUCGUGGGAAGAAUUUAAAAAUAAAUGCAUCCUAGGAAGAAGUUGACAUUACAGCUAAAAGAAGUAAAAGGUAAACUUGUCGCGAGAUGCUUAAAUCCCUACCUAUACACGCCAUCAGGGAAAUAAUUCGACGAAAAUUCCAAAACUAAUGGCCGGGAAUAUAGGAAAACCGAUAAAUUAGUGUCGUCGUACCGAAAAGUAUAAGCACGUACGAAUAACAAAACAUGCGUGGGAGUUAAACACGUGUACAACUAGAUUCGUUUUUCUAAAAUAUUUUUUUGUUUUGAAAAAAAAAGACCCGAGGAAUGUUUGUUUAAUAAAAUAUGUUUUUUAGUUCCGGGGAAAAAUUCUGAAAAUAAAAUGAAAUAUUAGUUAUAAUAUGAGUAUUGUGUAAAUAAUGUAUAUUUUUUCGGUUUACUCUGUUUUCUUUUAGUAUUUUAGUUUCGGAACGUAGCAAGGGAUCUAUUGGUUCUACUAAUGAUGAGUGUUUACUUUUCGGUCUGUGAACAGCUUUUCUACCAAAAAUCUUACUCACAAGUAUCAAAUGUAGCACCUUUCCUGAAAGGUAAUUUUAUCUUAUUGGUGCAUUGGCGAAGUCAUAUUUUGAUUUUCUAAAAGGUUUUCGAAAACGUUGAUAAAAACCCGAAAGAAAAUUACAUGUAAAACGGCAAAUAUUUGUGCGCCAUUAGCUUUUUUUAUUGAUUUUAAGUUUGAAGUUUUAACAGAAUACUUAUAUUUUCUUUCUUUAGACGUGGUAAAAUUUUCAAAAUAUUCUAGCUAUUUUUAGGCUAUUUAUAUUCGAUAUUUUCGUAUUUUUAUGUAUAUUUUUAUUUGAUAGUAUCUAUUAUUGAAAUUAUACUAUAUAAUUAAUAAUAUUGCUUGAAAAUUUAACUCAAGGUAUAUUACAAGUUGAACUUAGUGGUCGAAUAAACAAAUUUGAGUUUAAAGCAUUUUAUUUUUUGCAUAAGUGUUGUAAAACCUCUUUUGAAAGAAAAUCGUAAAAUUAAGGCAUUUCAAAAUAUAAAUUAAAUAACUUUAUCUAUCUUAUACUUUCUCAACUUCUCAUCUACAACAGUGGCUGCACCCGUCCCCAGUAUAAGCUUUUUUUAGAUUCCGAAUGUAGCGAGGGAGCUAUUGGUUUUACUAAAAUGUUUAUUUCAUUUUUUUUUCUAGUCUGUGGACACGUUUAUUCCUUAGCAUCGGAGCAAACUUGCUUCGAUUUUUACGUGUAACAACUUUUCUGAAAGCUCAAGUUAUCUUGGUGGUACUUUAAAGAGGUAACUUUUUUGAUUUUCGACGCAAUUUUUUAAAUAAAAGCACUUAAGUGAGAAAAAAUGUAGGAAAACUUACAAUUUCACGAUUUUAUUAUUUUAUAAGAACAGACGAUAUUUUCUACCAGAAAAAAUCAUAAAAUCGAAAACUCCCUAGAAACCUUUUUUGGUUACCUUUUUGAUUUUUUUUCUUAAAGUAUCAUCGUUAACAUUUUUGAGCCACUUUUGAGCUUUUAAAGAAUUUUAAUUUUUGAAAAUUUUUUGCUGCAAUUCGGUCAUAAAUACAUGUAGAGACUUGAAACUUGGUAAUAAUACUUAUAGUUGACUUACCUAGACAUGGUAAAAUUUCUUAAAUCAUUGGUUGAAUUUUGUUUUUUUAAUAAGCGUUUUGAAAUUAAUUUUAAACGAAAAUCGCAAAAACUAUUUACUAUCGAGCUGCACUCGGAAUCGUCUUUUGUCAAACAAUGGUUUAUUGUUGUUUGCAGGUAAAUGAAAUAACCAUAUAUAUACGAAUACAUUUUGAGCCCAAAGAAAAGUCUAACGGGGUAUUAUUUUUUCAGUUUUACACCGUCACCCCCGACAAUUUUUUUUGGAAAUUAAAAUACUCGACUACAUUUCAUUCCUUGAUCUUCUAAAUACAUAUACUCGUAUUAUUCUAGAUAGAAGUUUUAUUCUUGUUUAUUAUUGGCACUUCACACGAGUAGUAGACAAUACGCGAAUGUAAUAAAUAAUAUUUUGCGAAUCACACUUAUAUCGUUUAUAUGGUCUUAUUGUCGAAUUUUCUCAGAAAAUAGAUGAUACUAUAUUGCAAUGUAUUGUGUCUGUUGUUUAUUAUAUUAAUAUAAUUAUAAAUAGGUAUACAAAAUGUAAUAUCUAUAUUAUAUUGGUUGUAAUGCAAAUCUCCGUAUGGAUUAGAUAAGAGGGCUUUAGUGAAGUCUAGUAGAUAAUAAUGUUUGUAUAUUAUAUUUCAUAAGAUAUAUAAUAUAUAGUAUUAUAAAAACACUCCUGUUGUACAACAGACAAAAAUCGAGUUUUAGUUCCGAGAUUUUAAUAAAUAUGGCGGAAAGUGAAGAACGAGACAUCAUCACAUGAGGAUCGAAAAAUUAAAAAUAACAAAAAUAUAUAAAUAGAAGAGCUGAUACUAGAAAUGGGAGCAUUCUUGUUGUAGGGGGAAAGGUGGGAAGGUAGGUUACAUAAAAAGGCCCAUGCAUCCACAAAUAUAUUGCGCUAACUAAACGUUGCACAAUUUGUACAAAUAAUUUUGAACAUGUUCGGAUUUCUGCAACUAAUUGCGCAGCACGUCAAACAACACCAUACACUAUACAACAGUUUGUACAACAGCCUUUGUUGUGCAUAAUAUUUGCAGGUAUAUGGUCCACCCCACCUUAUGCCUUUGCAGCAUGCAGCAAUGGGAUCCACACAUAAAACGCUAUUACUACAUGCGGAAGUUCACUGACUUUCGAGAUGUCGGAUAUUAAAGAGACUGUGUGAACUAAGAGAAGAAAUAAUAAUAUUUUUAUCAAGCAAAAACUGCGACCUUGUUCAGUACUUCAAUGACAUAGAGCGGAACAUGAAAUUAUGUUAUCUCGCAAACAUAUUUCAAUUUUUGAGCUAAACCUGUCUUUUCAAGAAACACAGAAAACCAUGUUUCAUAAUUAUAUAAAAAAAUAGAAGGGCGAAAGAAAUAAAUUAAGCUAUGGAUCACAAGAAUUCAAAACAACUGUUUUGAAAUAUUCAGCAUAUUAAUGGAAUUCAUAAGUGAAGUGAAUGAGAAUAAUGAAGAUUACAAUUUUACUCAAUUUAAACAGAUUAUUGGUAAUCACUUAAAUAUGUUGUCACUUAAAUUUGAAGAGUAUUUCCCCUCAAAUCAAAACCCAAGAGAUGGUUUUUUGUGGAUUUUGGAUCCAUUCAGUUCCAAUAGCUCAUUAAUACUAUAUCUACGAAUGAAGAGGAUAUAUUGGCAGAUUCUUUCUUUAGACUUCACGUUAAAAAACUUAAAAAACAAUUCAUCACUAGAUACGUUUUGGAUAAAAGUUCAUAGCGAAUAUCAGAUGUUAAGUGAAAAAGCAUUGAGAGUCCUCCUUCCUUUUCCUUCAACGUACUUAUGUGAAAGUGGAUUCUCAGCAGUAACUGCAACCAAAACUAAAUAUCGAAAUAGGUUGAAUUUGAGAGAAAAUCAAAAAAUGAUUUUCUUAAUCACCAAAAAUAUUCAAAAUGAAACAAAAAAUAUCUCUUGUCAUUUUUAGAUUGGGGCAAUAUUUUUGGUAGAAAACAUAAGCCGUACAAAUUAAGAAAAUUAAUAUCGUUAACGUCACAGUGCUCUGCGAAUACUUGCCGUUUUACCUAUACAUUUCUUUCCGUGUUUUCCCAAUUAUUAUAAAAACCCCUAGUGAAAUCAAAAAUGCCCUCCCAAAGGUACCAACAAAAUAAAAUUACCUUUCAGAAAAAAUGCUAAACUUGAUACUUCGAAACAAGUUUUCUGGUAGGAAAGUUGUUCACAAAUAGGAAAAAAAAACACACAUAGUAAAACCAAUACAGCUACGUUCCAAUCUGAAUAUUUUUCCCUUAUUAAACGAAAAAAUAAAAUUUUAAUGGGUCUAAUAGUUUGAUCACGGAGAAAAGAGAGGGGGAAAACCCCAUACUUUGCUUUUAUUUACUUACCAGGCUACCUAAAUUAUUAUCUAGCCAGAUAAUUUUAUUUUAAUACGAACUUGUGUACUUAAGUUACAAAAGAAAAGUAUAAUAAACACGUAACCGAUGAACUUUUUUUGCUUUUUUUUUUAUAUACCGAUUGGUACAAACUAUCAUCACGGUAUAAUAAAUUAAGAACGGAAAAUUGGAAUUGGUAACUAUAUUCCAAGGAAAACAAAUGGAUAUUAUUAUAAAAUUAAUGUCUAAAUUUUGGACUCUUGAAUCCCUUUUCUCUUCAAAGUACAUUUAUGGAACUGGUCAGUAUUGUACCUAAUGCCAAUACCUAAUUUCCAUAGAAUAUCAUUACCCAAAUAUCUAAAGUGCAUUCUUCAAGAUUUCAAAAUUGCUCCGCAUAAACGAUUAAACUUAUACCGAUUUUAGUAAGAACUAUUAUGUAUACCGACUGAUGUUUACUUAUUACAUUUAUGAUGUAUUCGUUUUACUUUAUAUUGAAUUAAUGCCCAUUAUUUUAAAUACAAUAAAAUACAUUUCAUUUUAAAAAACAUAUAACUCGUCCUUCGUACAGACAAUUUAAUUGCGUCCUUUCGUGCGCCGCGUGAACAAAACAGUGGUCGUUUUCGAAGCGAAUAUUUAAAUAGUUAUAUAAUUUUGACUCUCGUAUUAUGUGGGUACUAUCAGAUUAUUAAUGGGUUGUUAGUUUGUUAAUAUCUUUGAAUUUCAACGCAUGAUUUUUGAGCAUUUCAUAAAAAAUAAUAACACAUUUUUAAUGUAGAAUUGCAGACUAACAACUUUAUAAAAUGGUUUAAAAAUUUUAGAAAUCAGCAACCUUGCAAAUUUUCAAGUUAAUUUUUUCCAUUAUAUUACAUAUUGUCUUGUAUAAACAUCUCAACGCAUUACUUUUUCAAUUAAUUGGAAGGUAUAUGUACUGAGUAACUCGUACGACUCUUGAGUUCCUCGAGAUUAUUAUUAUUUCAACUAAACGUAGAACUAUACAACUUUUUGUAUAAGAUAAAUUAUCAAAAUUCUAAUCGAGCUACCCGCAUGUGAUAUCUCUGUCUAAAAAAACGUACGACGUUACAAAUUUGUGUCCUGCUACAAAAAUUACUUUGUUCUAUUAAACUUAAAGGUAAUGACAUUAUUUAUGCAACUAUCGAAGAUUUUUUUAAUAUUUUAAUUUUCGAGCGAGAUAUGAAGUUCGAGUAUAAGUAUGUAAAAUAUCAUAAUUAAAAAGCUGUUCUAGGAUAAUGGAGACGGGUGCAGCCAUUGUUAUAGGUAAUUUAAUAUAUACCUGUAAGCAACGAUAAACCAUUGCUAACAAAAAACGAUUCUGAGCGGAGUUCAGUUGACAAUUAUGCUUUGUCAACAAUAUUUGUCAUAUUAUAGUAAAAUGAUUAAAUAGGCAUUAUAUCUUUUUUUUAAUAAUAUUUGUUUAGUGUUGUAUCGAUUUUCUAGGUUUUCUUACGUUUUCCCGGUUUUCAAAUGUUUUUUCCCGGGCUUUCACAUUUGCUGGUAAAACUCUUGGAAAAAUCGAAAAAUGACGUCAUUAAAGUAGAUCCCCCACCAAUUUCCUUUCGGAAAAGGUGCUACACUAAGAUGCAAGAACUGCAACAAGAUUUCUAGUAGAAAAGUUGCGCAUAGAUAAAAAAAAAAAGCUCCAUUCAUUCGUUCCUUUCAGAAUCUAAAAUAAAUGGGUAGUAAUACGAGAUGGAAUCUUCAUACAAAUUACCUAGUAAUUCGUUUACGUACUCUUAAUUUUAGUUUUUGCAGUAUCUUGUGUCUUUCAACACUAUGAAAACGAUUUAUCUAGCUCUGUAUCAGUCAUUUUUUCAGUAUGGUUCAUUAGUAUGGGGGAAUUAACUGAAAAUGCCUUAAAACCUUUACAAUUACAACAAAAAAUUAUUAGAAUCUGUCUUCGUAAGCAAGUAUUAGAAGGCUCUACUAACCUUAAUUUUAAAAAUGUUCAUGUUAUUUCAGUAAAACAGUUGUUUACAAAAUGUCAAUCAUAUGAAUUUUUAAACACUUAGAUAACUGGGUUGAUUUUACAAACAUUCAAAAUAAAAGAAAGCAGAAAGCAUAUAAUGCCAAAAUAAGUUUUUGUAAAAAGUCUUUUUGGUAAAAAAUUUGUUAAUUAUCUGGGAUCUAUAUACUAUAAUUCUUUACUUGUAGAAAUCAAAAAAAAAAUACUGUUCAAAAUAGUUUAAAAGUUAAAAAAAUCCGUCUAUAAUUGGAUUCUAAAUACUCAUAAGUAAUUAUAAAAACAGUAUACUAAAUUAGUAAAUAAACAUAUUUGUAACUAUGUGCCUCCGUUACAAGCAAAGCUUAAAGGAGGCUCAUAAUUUCAUUCGUAUACUUUAUUGUUAACAUUUGUAUAAUAUGUGUAUUGGAAUAAAUAAAAAAAUAAUAAGAAAUCCGUAGGUAUAAUUAUUAAGUAUCUACACGGACUGUAAUUCCGCUGCAAUAUAUGAUAAUUUCAACCAGGGUGAAUGACGACGCCACCAUGGCAACACCGAGCACACAGUUUAUCUAAAAUAUCAUACAAAUACCGGAAAAAUGUGAUAUUAAAAUUCGAUUAUAGCGCGCUUGUUCAUACGAUAUUGAUAUUGUUGAUUCUGGGCGUUUUGAAAUAAAUCACGUAUUAUUAUUAUACGACAAUAUAAUGUGCCACUGCCGCUACAAUAAUAUGGCGUGGCACGUUUUCCAUAAUGGCUCUUUGGAUGAACACGAAGUAGUGAUCUGUAACAGCGGUAUUAAUAGUUAUUAAUUACACCUAGUUAUUAAUUAGUUAUUCUCGCUUUAGUGCCCAAACUUAGUCAUCUCGCUAAACCGUUUUACAAGAUUACACCUACUAAUAAAAAAAAAAGAUUCUGCCACUGUUUUAAGAGGGAACUUGGGAAGGAGAAUAUAUAAUAGUUUAUAAUUGUUAAUAGUUAUAUAGUUAAUAAUUUAAUUUAUAUCUGUAUGCAACGAUUAAAAGAUUGUCUAGUUUAUGGAUAAAAAGUCAUUUUUUUUUUGAUUUUCAAAGUAGUUUACAAGAUAGUGGUUGUGCUUAGAUCAGAGUCCAUAAUCGAUGCACUCCUUGAGAAAUCAUUAAGAAUUAUAUGAUUCCGUCGGUUGCCCGUAGUCUUGAUAAUACAUUUUGAUAUCACUAUAUCUGUAGUAACAACUUAUCGUAUAAGUCAAUACAAUUUAUGUUCGUUAAGUUCUAAUAGUUAUCAUAGUUCAUGUUUUAGUUUAGUUUAAAUUUUCACUAAUUAGGUAAGUUUUCUGAACUUUUUUCAAGGGGAGAAGUCCUUUGAUAUUGACUUAAAAUAUAUUUAACAUACAAAAAAUAUUUACCCAAUAUUUAUUAAUUCAUUUUAAUUAACUUACAUAUUAGUUGUUUACUUAUUUUUUACUUUUCAUAGUCUAAACUCGUAUUCUAAAAGGGGCCAGACCUCUUUCCACUCCUUAAAACCACCACUGUUUGUUAGAGUAAUAUUUUUAAUAAUCACAAAUAAUAAACGAGAACAAACGGAAAAACGGCGGUUCGAUUACAUCAUGACUAUAAAGAAAUAAUUAGAUAAAGAUUUUAUAUUAUGUAGAAAAAUAAAAAUGUUAUACUAUUUAAUAUACUGAUGAUUUUUUUAAAUAAUGUAACAUUUGUGUUACACACAUAUGUUUUAAGAGGAGGGGAUUUUAAAUUUUAAAAAUGAAUAAAACACUUAAAUCUGUAUCUGAAUAUUGUGUACAUUAAUGUUAAUUACAUUUGUAAUUACUUUAAUGCGUAUUACCAUACUAACUUAACCUUUAUGCGUAUUAAUUGAAACAAAAAUAUUACCCGUACACCCGUAAAACGAUAUCAGUUUCCAACAAUAGAAUAAUUGUAAUGAAUAGGUCGGCCGGGCUUUAGGCUAGGUUAGGUUUGGUUCGAUAUUUUUCGUCGCCGUCACCACCGAUGGCACCGUGCAGAUGCUCAGCCUUUCAGUUGGCCGUUUUUUUUUUUUUUGCUCUAAUUUUCGAAUUUUUUCAUAUUCGUGUAACAAAGAAAUAAUUAUUUUCAUUUUUAUUUCUAUUACUAUGCUUAUUAAAUAUUAUACACAUUAUUUCUGUAAUGUUUUAUAAACUUUAGAAAUUUAAAUUUAAUUUAAAAAUUAAAAGGUGGACAAAAUGGCUAUAUAACAUUAUAUUAACUUUUCAAUAAUAUUAUUGAAAUUAGUUUAAAAUAUUUCUGUAACAUUAUACGUUGCUUUUCAAAUCUUAAAGAAAAGUUUCAAUAACAUUAUUUUGCUGUCUGGGAGACAUGGUCAACUUGAUAGAACAUUUUAGCGAUUUUUGAACUACUUAUAGGUAUUUGAUAUUUUCAAGUUUUUUAGUUUUUAAUUUUGGUAAGUUUUAUGUGAACAAAAUUAUUUGGCCAAACAGUAAUGUUUGACAAUUUUAUACGAAGUUCAUUAUAGAUUAUACUUUGUGGUUAAACAAAUAGUUGAGCGUAAUCUAAUAUAAUUUUUACAAUGAGAAUUUAAUUUCAUAUUUUGAAGAAAAUCAUACAAAUUUUGGCAUUUCAAAACAUAUUUAACUGAAUUUCGUUUAGAAUCGUUUUUGUUAGCAAUAUGUACAAAUAUAAAUUUAAUAAAUUUAUGUUUCCUACUUUCCCAUUUUUCUACUGACAACAGUUGCACACUCGUCCGCAGUAUCAGCUCUUUUUCUGUUCAUUUUGUAUUUUAAGCUUAGCUUACGUGUCCCGACGACCUGCUUGAUGAUGAGCUACCUACGUAGGUUUCUAUUUCAAUAUUUGUAUACGCUCUACUCACGUAUACGCGUUAAUAAUAAAUCUAAUCAGAGUCUAACCUAUUUCAGAAACGAUGGCCAUCAGUUCAGACAGUUGACCGAAGGUGAGCCGAAAGAAAAAACUAUCAUGGACAACAACACGAGCAAUACCACUAGCAACAGCACCAGCAACAACACCUUGUUUGCGUACGAUUUGUCAGCUCGGCCUGAGACGUACAUCGUGCCGAUAGUGUUCACGUUCAUAUUCUUUGUGGGCACCAUCGGUAACGGAUCACUGGUGUUGAUAUUCUUCAGGCACAAGCACAUGAUCAACGUACCCAACAUUUACAUACUGAGUCUGGCCUUGGGUGACCUGCUGGUCCUGUUAGGUUGCAUACCAUUCACGUCGAUCGUAUACACGGUAAUAUGUGGACAAUAGUAUAUUAUAUAAUAAAGUGGAGUUAAAUUUCUCAUAAAUGUAUAAAAUUCCAUCGUUUAAAAAAAAAAAAUGCGAUUCUUAUAUCGUAAACCAGCAAUCUACGAAUAUUUCGAGUAUAUUUGAUUUUCAUCGACAUUGUAUCUUACGUACAUUAUUUUUAAAUCAACCUCGACACGAUAAAUUUUGCAUGAAUAAAAUAUGGCUCAUAAACUCUCAAGGUUAAAUAUCCGUAAAUGGUUUCAAUACCUAGUAUAAUUUGUUGCUAAGACGUUAUUUUUGUAAUAUUACCACAACGUUGUUUAAUACAGUUGCACAUCUCUACAGCUAACAACAUUGUGCAUUACUUAUUAAUUCAUAUAAGCAUAUUAAAAAGACGUACGUGAUUCCGCCACUAUUUAAAAGGUCACGUAAAUAUAAUUCCCAAGCAAUUUAAAAAUAGUGAGACUAGAGUUAUCAACUCAAAAAUAUUCAAACUCAGUAUUGAAUAACUAUACCAUAAGUAUUUGUCUUGAUGUACGAGGGCAUACCAAAAAAAAAACCUAACUAUUUUUGUACAAAGUUAUUUAUUUAAUUUUUUUACAAAAAAACAUUUAAUCUUCUUCAAAGUACUCUCCGUUGAAGUUAAUGCACUUGUCCAAUCUUUUGUUCCAAUUUUCGAAGCACUUUUUAAACUCAUCUUUUGUGAUGCCUGCCAACGCCUCCGUCGUUUUUUUUUUUAACUUCAUCAAUGUCCGCGAAACGCUUUCCUUUCAUGUUCCUUUUCAUUCUGGGGAAUAAAAAGAAGUCGCAGGGAGCCAGGUCUGGUGAAUAUAGUGGAUGCGACACAGUGGUCAUAUCAUUUUUGGUCAAAAACCACCGUACAGAAAGGGCUGUGUGAGCAGGAGCAUUGUCGUGAUGAAAAAACCAGUCUCCUGACUGCCACAAAUCAGGUCUUUUUCGCCUCAAACUGUUGCGUAAUCUUUUUAACACCUUUAGGUAAAAUGCCUGGUUAAAUGUCUGACCAGGUGGAACAAACUCCAUAUGCAACUUAUAUUAAAAAGUCCAUAAAUAGAUGAAAUAUUAAUUAAAAUACAUUUUAGUAUUGGAAUGCUUGAUUUCCUAAUGGCUACACAAANACAAACUCCGAAUGGACGACUCCUCUCACAUCAAAAAAACAAAUGAGCAUUGUCUUAAUGUUUGACCUCACUUGACGAGCUUUUUUUAGGGCGAGGCGAUGCUGGAGUCUUCAAUUGGCUCGAUUGUUGCUUGGUUUCAGGAUCAUAUCCAUAGCACCAUAAUUCGUCACCUGUAAUAACCUUGGAAAAGAAGUUUGGGUCAUUUUGGAAUUCUUCUUUCAAAGAAGAGCAUGAUUCCACGCGGCCUUGGUUUUGCUGCUCAGUUAGCAGUCGAGGAACAAAUUUUGCAGCCACCCGUCUCAUCCCCAAAUCUUCACUUAAAAUUCUCUGUACUGAACUCCAUGUCACACCAGAUCUUUUCACUACUUCUUCGAUAGUUUGCCGUCGAUUUCCAGGAUAAUUUUGUGAAUUUUUCUACAUUUUCAUUGGUUCGAACCGUCGAAAGACGUCCAGAGCGAACUUGGUCAUCUAUCGACAUUUUACCACUUUUGAAACGGGAAAACCACUCAAAUACUUGAGUUUUCCCUAAAGCAUCACCUUUGUAAGCUGUUUUCAACAUUUCAAGGGUUUCUGUACUUGUUUUCCCGAGCAGGAAGCAAAACUUGACGGCCGCGCGCUGUUCACGCAAAUCAGUCAUUACAAAAACGACGAGUACGAAAAAUAACUUUUAAAAAAAAUAUCACACCAACGUAACACAACCUUCCACGAUGACGGCCGUUGGCAUAUUGAAUGUUGAGAAGUAUAUUUAUACGCCCCUACCAGAAAAAAAUCGGUACUACUAAAACUCUGUCCCACACAACAUCAGUUCGGUUUCUUUUGGGUACACCCUCGUAAACUAAAAUUAUUAGAUGCCAUUAGUUUUUCGUGCAAAUUUAAAUUGAAAAAAAAAGAAUGUAUUGCAAGUGUGGUUUAGGGUUUUAAUAUUAAAUUAGUCAGUACUAAAAUAGUAGUCUACACAAACUACAAUGUGCAAAGUACCAUAUGAAAACCACACAAUUGAUUUGGAACACAAUAAUUUUCAGAUUUAAAAUGAAUACAAUGAUUUUAAAGAAACUAAACUAAAUCAAAACAUGAUUAAAAUUAAUUUUUUUACAAAAUACAUCAUUGCGUAGUACUAUUAUUUGUACUCAUAGUUGAACAAGUAGUGUAAAGAAUAUUAUUUUAUAAGCAUUAAUUUGACGAGGCUGAAUAAUUUAUAUUAUUUGAUUUGUAUUUGACCCGAAGAAUGAAAGGGGAGCUAAAUUUUCUGUCUUUAACAACUUUUAAACCAAAAACCUUGCUCCGAUUUUCAAAUAUAGCAUAUUUUCUGAAAGCAAAUUUUCUCUAUUUGGUGUAAUAAGUGGUCGUUAAAAUUCCUUAAAUUUUUUUCUAUACAGUUCAAUUCAAUAAAGCAUAACUCCACGUUAUAGUAAUGUGAAGUGAAUAAUACCUAUGCACGAGACUUCAACGAUGACUAUAACAUUAGCAAAUUAAAAUACCGGUCGGAAUCGCAAUAAUUUUCUAAUCGAGAAUUAAUAUACAAGUAAACCCUCGUAGAUAAGUAAUAACUAAUACGUAUUAAAAUGGUAUAGUUGUGUGGUAAAUGGGACGAGGAUAUUUAUCAACGGUAAAUAUUUAAUCGCUGUUGGUAGGUUUAUUAUAAAUGUUCCCGAAAUAACAUCAUUCGUCAACCAAACGUGUUAAACUACUUAUAUUGGGAUAACGACGAACAAUAAAUAAUAUUGUUUCCGAAAUAAAUUGUUAGGAGAAAUUAUAUCCGGUAAGUUUAUAGCGCCAUGAUUACUUAUAUACAUAUAAAAUUAUACCUAUCAUAAAUGAUAUGAAGUUUGGUCGCUAUUAUUAUAUAUUUAAGAACAAAUUAUAUUGAACACAUGCAAUGUUUGUGUACAUACCUUAAAUAAUUUAACGAUAUAAAAACCAAUGUAAACUUGAUAGAAACAAUUUCAAAUAUCUGUAAUAACACAAAAAGUAAAGGGGUAAUAACUAAUAAGUAAUUUAAUAUCAGUCAUAAUACAAAGACUAACAGGGGAAAAAUAAGAAUGAGAAUAUAUUAAAAUAAAGGAAAGAAGAGAGGAUUUUAAAGUGAAAAUGGGGUGCUCAGCUUUAUAAUUGUGUUACUUCCUCUUUCUACCUGAUGUUUGGAGAAGUUCGGAGUCAUGAAUCCGAAAAUGAUAACAAGGUUAAUUGAAAAGGAAUACAAUUGUUUUACGAGCCAUUGGUAUUAGAAUGCUCGGGUUAUAUUGACAGUUACAACUGUCCCCAUCUGUUUCUUGGAUUUUUGGACAUCAGUGACAAUUCAAUUAAAAUAUUCUUAUUUAUGUACCUAUUUAACAUUCCAAAGCUACGUGCACUCGAAUAAAGACAUUAUGUUGAUAUUUGAAUCAGAAUGGAAAACGAUUGAACCGUUAAAAUAAAUGUAUAUAGAAAUUAUACUAGUGAUUAGCUGCUAAAAGUCUGAGCUAGCUUGACUCGAAAAAGAUUUAUGAAAAAGGUUGGUGGUUCAUACUUGUUCCCUACAGUGUUCUCGACAGAGUGAUUAUUGAAGGAAUUUUUCGAGCGGUCAAGGCAUUCGAAAUGCUACGAACAACCGCUUUAUUUUAUGAAUUUUGAGAUUCCAUCAGUCUUUGCGUUGGGGCUGAAAGAAUAUAAUCCGUUAAUAAUAAAGUUAUAUUCAUUAGCAUUUUGUAUAGAAAUCAUAAAAGUAUUCAGGGUGCAACUACGACGACGGUAGUAACAUAAAUUUAUAUUUUAUUUAACCAGUAUUAAAAUAUUUCGGUUAUGUAUCGAUCAGAAAUUAUUUGUAAAAUAAGAAUGUAAUCACAAAAACGUGUUCAUCAAAAUCGAGAUAAUUAAAAACAUGAACAUAUCUGGCAUAAUUUUAUUAAUAACUUUUGAAUUAAUUAAAUUUGUUUGACGUUUAUAUUCGUCAAUAUAACACGAUAAAUUUGUAUUCGAUAGUUACUGUUACAUUUUCUGUCACUGUUGUUGUUUACGUUAACUUAAUCAGUGUUACUCAAGUUUAAUUCAGUAUUUCAAAUAGUAGACAUGUUUUGGUGAUGCCAUUUUCUGUGAACAGUUUGUUACAUUGUUUACUGUUGUUUGCCACAUGAUUGCAAUACAGUUAAAACCUUUUGUUAACUAUACAAUGUAUAACCAAUAACCAAUAUCCAAAGACAGUAAAUUCAGAUUUUAAUUAUUGUUUGCUGAUUUCUGCGACCCGAUAAAAGUAUAUUAAGUUUUCAAAAAAUCGCAGUAAACAAUAUCAUCAAAAUAAUUUGUUCGUUAAACUUUAGUAACCGGAUUGGUCAAAACUACAUCACUAAAACUACACACCUUAUAUUUGAUAGGAAAAUAAUAAUAGUUUUUUGACUUUCCUGAGUGAUAGCAGUAUUAUUGACAGAUAAAACCAGUUAACUGUUAGUCGUCGUUUUAAUAUGAGUGCUUACGUCAUUCAAAAUACAAAACGUGAAUAUUAUUAUUUUAAUCGCGUGUCACAAAAUCUCAUUUUAAAUAUAUUGUAUACACACAAAUAAAAGAGAGCGGUUGAUCUUUAAACGCAUUUUAAAAUGUCACCGUGAUGUCAUUUUCGUUAUCAUUUAGAAUAUUAUACGUUAUCUUAUGAUAAUAUUAUACUUAAUAUACCUAUUUUAUAAAAAAAAAAUAGCAUUCAUUUAAUUUUUAAUUAACAUAACGUAAGACACUUAUUAUCUUGAAAAGGAUUAAUAUUUUUUUGGAAUUUGCUUUUCAGAACAUUUGAGAAAUUAGUAGCUCUAAGAUGUUAUGAAAAUAAUUGUGAAAAAAUAAGGACAGUGUAAAAUUUUAAAAUACAUAAUUCCAAAACGUUUUUAAUUUUUGAAAAAAUUAAUAUGUUAUGUAUAAUUUGACUAUAACAUGGAAUUUAGAAGACCCUGUAUAUAUAUAUAUGAUUUAAUAGUCAUCGGGAAUAAUUUAACUUGUGUUAUUCAAGUAUACCUACGUGAAUACGUGAAUAACUACCGUACUCGUGUAUAUUAUUAUAUGUAUUUUUUAAAGAUUUAUUUCAAAAAAUAAUGUGCUCCACGGAGCAUAAUGUUGCUUGGAAUACGAAACUAGGUACUUCAACUUGACUUUUGUGUACACAAGUAGUGCACGGUCGGAGGCCACGAAAGUGAUAGAAGAGAAUCAAUUAUGAACGCAGUAUGUGCUCCGAUAGACUAUCAUUCCCAAUAAAAUAAUAUUGGAAAACAAUUAUUAUUAUUUACCAGUUGGAAAAAUUUAAGACAGACAGAAUUGUAUUUUAUUUAUUUCAAAUUCAGGGAUUUUUUUUCCAAUUAAACGAGCCCCACCCUUACAAACAUCGAAAUGUUACCACUUAAAUGUACCGGCCGGAGGAACACACCAGCCGACAAUAUGCAUUUAGUUAUUUAAUUUUAUCUCAUUUUUUUUUUUUUUUUUUUUUUUAAAUUUGUUUUUACAAUCCGUUACAAUGUAAAAAAAGGCGAAUGAUAAUUAUUUAUGUUCGUAAUAUAAGAAUCUUCAGAGAGCGAAAAAAAUAAUUGACAAUGUAUCUUGGCGAAUGUACCUGAAAAUGUUACUGUAAAACGUAUUUUUUAAAAAAAUAACCAAACAUACUUCACCUUACAUGAAACAUAGGUCCAAUUAAAACAAAGCUCUGUUAAAUAUGUUAAAAACUUGAAAUGCAAACUAAAAUUCGAUAAAAUGGUACCAAAGGGUUUAUUUCAGGAGGUCUGCUAACAAUUUCAGAAAUCUUGGUCCGAAUGUCUGACUGUAAUAUUUAUGCCAAAGCAAGUAUUGUCUAUUCGAUGCAUUGGGGAAUUAAUUUUUCAAUUAGAAAAAAAGUACGGAAAAACAGUUCCAUUACUUUCCAUUUAGUUUUUCGUUGUGGUUCAGAAAAAUAAUUUUAUGGAAUAUGAUGUUUUUAUUAGAAAUGUAUAAAUGUGGACAAAUUAUCAAAACAUUCUGGAAAUUUUUGAGUAACUUAUUAAAGGACUUUAAAAUUUAUGAAUAUUUUGAUUUUUUUGAUUCUGAGCGGAGCGAGGAAUGUAUUGGUUUAACACUGAUGUGUUUUUUUUUUUACCGGUGAACAACUUUUAUACCCGCAAUUUUUCUCAGAUUUUCAAUUAAAGUACUUUUUUUGAAAGGGAAUCUUAUACUUUAAAGUGAACAUUUUUGAUUUUCCAAGAGUUUUUUCAAUAAAUGUGAAGAAACGUAAGAAAAACGGAAAAAUUUACGAAAUGUAUUAUGUUUUCAAUUGUUUGUUUUUUGUUUUGCGUAAGUUAAAAAUAUUUGUAGAUUUUCAAAAUAGUAAUUUUAUAAAACAUAUUAUUUUAAACAUUUUAAUGUAUCAUACAUUCAUACCUGAUCAACAGAUUCUUAAUUAUAGCCGUUUUAAUUUCCAGAAUAUAGGCAUGAAAAUAAUUAAUAUUCAAUAGAAAGAAAAUAAUUAAUGGGCUGAUUGUGAUUCCCUAUCGCAUAACGUGUUAUUUUAUUGAAUAUUAAUUGUUUUCACACCUAUUUUCUAGAAAUUAAAACGGCUAUAACUAAGAAAUUAUUCAUCAGAUAUGAAUGUGUGCUACAUUCAAAUUGUAUGAAUAUUUUUUAUAAAAUGGCCAUUUUGAAAUUUUUUAAAGUAAAUAAACAAAGUUAUUUUUUUUUUUUGUGUGUAUAUGUGUUUAGGGGAUGAAAAUAAAAAUAUAAUUUUUCUCCAAAUCGAUGUCCUUCUUGAAGACAAGCCGAUUGAAAAAAAUGUAAUAUUAACAGCACUAGAUAAAUCCGUCAAACAUAAUGGUGGGACAUACUGUAUAUAUUAUUGACAAAGCAAAACUAUUAACUAAACUUCGCUCAGAAUCGUUGAUCGUUAGCAAUGAUUAAUCUUUUCGUACAGAUGUACAUUAAAUAUCCCCUCUACCUUCUUCUACCUUCCCAACUCGCCAACAACAGAGGCCCGCUCAUCGUGUAAAGUAUGUCCGUAUUUUUAUAGAUUCAAUUGGUUUGACCGAGCAAAAAUGAACAAAAAUUCAACUCAUGAGGUUCUCAUAAAUUGUACUAUUCAAUGUCAACAAAAAAAAAUAAGUAGUAGCUAAGGUUUUAGUAUUAAUAGGUUUUUUUUAUGUCAGCUUUUAACUCAAAUUUUGACAAUAAUCCUAAAAAUCACGCCAUUGCCAUUGCAACACAUGUUUAACCAAAUUUCACUAAGAAUCAUUUUUCGUUUGAGUAAUUUUUCUUUCUUUGCGCCUUUGAAUUUACCCAUAACCACAGACGAGUUUAACAAAAACUUCGAAAUUCCGCACGUGAUAUCUAUAUUUAACUCUUUCGAUUAUUAUAUUAUAAUUCGUAUAACAUUGCAUACCUAAAACACUAACAACUGCAGUCGUAUUAUCCAAAUAUUUCAUCAAAAACAAUAACAGUAAAUAAUAUUGUUAUAAUUGCAAAACGUCGAACGGCGAUCUGCAACCUAACCAACGCCGCACUCGACCUAACUUAAUCUAUUUCGUUGUUAUUGGCAGGUGCCAUCGUGGCCGUUUGGGACGGCCAUCUGCAAGGUUUCCGAGACUACCAGAGACGUAUCGAUCGGCGUGACCGUGUUCACGUUAACCGCCUUGAGCGCGGAUCGGUUUUUCGCCAUCGUGGACCCAAUGCGCAAGCUGCACGCGUCAGUAGGUGGUCACCGGGCCACCAAGUUCACUGUCACCGUGGCCAUCACCAUCUGGUGCCUUGCUAUCGCGUGCGCUGUGCCAGCGGCCGCCUACUCGUACAUUAAACCAUUUAUUAACGGCAACGUCACGCAAUUAGAGGUUUGUUACCCAUAUCCCGAUGAACUGGGACCCGAAUAUGCGCGGCUCGUCGUCCUGGUCAAGUUCCUGAUCCACUACGUGAUACCGUUGUCCGCCAUCGCAUGCUUCUAUAUCAUGAUGGCCAGACACCUGAUAAAUAGUACCAAAAAUAUGCCCGGCGAAGUCCAAGUCAGUAUACGUAUACUCGCCUCCGAAUCACUGUAUAGAGUUGACAAUUUUAAAAUCCAUGAAAUCUAAAAAUGGAUUUUUAGUGCAAUAUGCCCAAAAUUAACGAAAUAAGUAUGCACUAAAAAGUGUAUCUAUAUAUCGGAAAUAUAGAAAUUUAUUUAAGUACCAAGCAAAAAAUGGUCCCCUAAGGGUCUGCGAAGAUAUUAGGGAGUUCGCGGAAAAAAAAGUGUAAUGGCGGAAAGAGUGGAAUUUGUUGUAUUUGAUUGAAACAGCUUGUUAUUGGUAAAAUAUUGUAAAUAUUGUAAAUCGGAUUUUCAUAAUAUUCUAAUAUUCUCAUCACGUUAUACAAACUUUUCUUAUAAAAUUGGUUUAUUCCCCGUGUAAAAAAUAGUAAUCUUUUCUAUGAAUUCUUCAUGUUAAAUUUCAGCAACAUUAUUUGUUCGUAUUUGUUGUUAUAUUACUUGAUAAUGAUUUUAGAUACAGUGCGUGGUGAAAGAUCUUUCAGUUUAACUAUAAUGUGUAAAUAAACACACUAGUUUAAUAAUAAUUUUUUUUUUUUCUAAAAACAACUUUUUAAAAUGAAAUCAUGCUCUAAUGUAUCAAAUGUAGCACAUUUUCUUAUGUUAAGAUAAUAAUAUCUCUAAUUGGUGCAUUAGAGAUGACAUUUUUUUGAUUUUCCAUGAGGUUUUCAAAAUAAAGAAAAUUAUAGAUAAAACGGUAAAUAUUUCGGGCUGGUGUUACCAAUUGUAUUGUUUCUAAUUUUUAAGCGCGAUGUUUUCUACCAUAAAUAUUGGUCUAAUUAAUACAAAAUUAUACAUUUUUUUUUGUUUAUAUAAUUGGUGCGUUAGAAAGUUAUUUGUUGAUAUUUCUUAUAUUUUUUUGAAUGAUUGAGCAAAACUGAAAUAAACGUAGAAAGAGAGGGAAAAUUUAGGAAAAUAUAUGCGUUAGAAUCUAUACGGAGUGUGAAAAUAACGUUUUGUACGUGUUUUUCAGAUUAAAAGAAGUCCAAGUUAUUGAUUUCCAAUUCUAAAUUUUUUUUACCAGAAGACUUGCUCAGAUUUUUAAGUGUAGCACCUGUUUUGAAAGGAAAUCGGUGUGGGAAGGUACCUUAAAGGGAUCAUAUUUCGAUUUUCUCAGGAGUUCUCAGCAAAAAUGAAAAACUGGGAUAAAACAUAGAAAAACUAGGAAAAACGUAGAAAAACUGGGAAAAUUGGUACAACAUUAAACAAAAUAUUAUUAUAAAAUAUCUAAAGCCUAUUUAAUUAUUUUACUGUAAAAUGACAUACUGUUGAAAAUGCAUCAUUAUAAACUGAACUCCUCUCAGAAUCAUUUUUUUGUAAGCAAUGGUAUAUCACGGCUAACAGGUAUGCAUUCAAUUAUCUAUAACAAUGGCUGCACCCGUCCCUAUUAUCCUAGGAUGUCUUAUAAAAGUUAAUUAUUUAAAAUUUGUAGAGUGUCAAAACAUUAUUUUAAGAGAUUUUUUUAAUGAUUUUAUAGAGCAUUCUUUGCCUUAGUUAUUAUUAUUAGCCUCAAAAUAUGUAUUAAUCAAUAUAAUGGUGUUUCUCGGUCCGUUUUGCGUUAUGUAUAAACAAUAUUAUAUUUUCAAAUCAAACCUAGCAUGGAUCCAGAGUAAAGAUCAGAAAGGAUGUGGAAAAGCCAAGGUUUAUUUGUGACUCAUAAGUGUUAUCUAAAACAUGCUUCUGAUAUACUUUCUGGGAACCAAUAUUGUAUGUAGUGGUCACGAAUAUGUAUGAGAAUUACAUUGGAAAUCCUGUAGCACAACUAUAACUAUAAAUAUAACGUAACGUGGAAAAAAAACCGUCAUGUCCAUGAUCCUGCUCCAUGAUAAGGAAGUUAAUAAUUUAAGUGACUAUCUACAACCUUUAUUCGUUGAAAAAUCUCGUAGAGUAUAGAAAUUAAGAAUGAAAAAAUGGAAAUUAUUACGUCGUGUUUCGGGCAAAUCUAAAUUUGAUAAUACUUUUUUGGUGAACUGUCUACCAUUAUCCAACAUUUCAGAUAAAAAUGUUUUUUUUAAAGGAUAUUAGAAAUUGUGGGUUGUUAACUAUAUAAAUUAAAUAUUAAAUUGUAAAAUGAAUUGUAAAUAAAAUUAUUAAACAACUGAAAAAAUUAAAAAACAGGUUUACUAAAGAUUUACCUCGGUUGAAAUCGUAAUUCUAUAUUCGUGAUAUUAUUGUUCUUUUCAAGCGUUUUAAGCAUUUCAAAUUUUAGCAAAAAUCAUAAAAAAAAAACAUCCACACGUUACAUAUUAUUUUCGUUUUAGAAAAAUUAAAUUUUUUGCUGCAUACAAAUUUGAUCUAAGGUACAUUAUAUUUAUUCGUAAAUAAAAUUUGAACGUUAUGACAUAAAUACUUUCUACAGGAGUUUCAAAGUUUCAAAGUUCAAAUGUAUAAAAACAUUUUUAUCUACAUAUCGUAUUUCUGAUGAGUAAUUUAACCCUUUAAUCAUUUAUUCAUUUUUUAUAAUCACCAGAAAUAUUAAUUAGAUUAAUUAAAAUCGUUAAAUGAAAACUAAAAUUAAUUAAUCUAUAGCCGUUUAGAAUUCACAAAGGGUCCAAUUUACCAGAAAUAGAUUUGAAUGAAUGUCGAGGCAAUCGUCAUCAUUUCGGACUGAAUUAAAUUAAUAUAUUUGCUAGUGUUCGCUACUACAAAGGUCUAUAGUACCGCCUAUAGCUUCGUAAAAGUUUACACGUAUAUUGCAUAUUUAAGAAAAGUUAUUUUUGUAAGAUUUUACCAUCAUCAUUUUCGUUUUAAAUCCGUUUUAGAUAUAUUGCAAUAUAAUAAUAUACAAACAGUGUACGUGAUUGCUUUCCGAAAAAGCUUCUCGAAUAGGUCAAGUUAAAAAAUUUUUUUAAAAAAACGAUAUUACACUCAUAACCUACAGGGUGAUAGUAUUAAAAAAAUAUGCACUCCACACUUACAAAGAUUAUUCCAAUAUACAGCUUAAUCAAAUUAACAAGAGAAAAAUAUUAUAACGGAAAUCAAGCAAAAAAAUAACAUUUCAAUUUGUCACGUUACAUAUACAGGUGUCCCACGAAGAUAUACCCAUAGUGACAAUCAAAUUAUGUUUUUUUUUUUUAUAUAUUAACACUACUCAUAAAAAUAAGGACUAAAAUAUUUAUAUUUCAAUUAAAUUUUUAUGUUUUCAUAAAAACCUUAAUAAAAUAAUUAUAACUAAAAAGGUAAAUAAUUUAUUUAUUAUUUUUCAAAAAUUUGAAUACAGCCGUUUUAUCGAGUUUAUUAUUCUGAAUAUUUUAACAUAUCAACUUUAAAAAUUUUCAUUGAAUUUGUGAUUUUAAAUAAUUUUACAAUGUUCAGAGAAAAGUACCUAUAAUCAUACAGUAGGCUAUAAUUACAUUCGCUAAUUGAUUAUUAUUAUGGCAAAUUGAAUGUACACUUUUUUUUCUAAACUUAUUAAAAAUCACAAAUUUACUGAAAAUAAAAAGUUCAUACGUCAAAAUAUUUAGAAGAAUUACCCCUAUAAAAUCGCUAUCUUCAAAUUUUUUGAAAAUAAUAAUAUUAUUAUAUUUUUAAUUAAGGCCAGACGGCUUUUACAGUAAAAUAUGAUAUAAAACAAAAUAAUCACAAUAAUUACAAUACAAAUUCAAUAAAAAAAAUGUAAACGUUAAAUAUCAAAAAUACAAUACGUGUAUCAUUACUAUUAUUAAGAUAUUAAAAAGAAAUGGUUUUUAAUAAAUAUUUGUAGUCCUAAUUCCUGUGAGUAAUAAGGAAAUAAACAGAAUUUGAUUAUCUUUAUUAUCGCCGGAUACCAGAUGUAUGUAUUUAAUUGACUAUAAUAUUUACAGUUAAUAAACAGUUCAAGAUACAAAUAAUAAUAAUUUACAAAAUAAAUAAUCACCAAAUAAAAAAAUAUGUAAAAAACGAAAAAAAUUUAAAUUAAAAUGUCAAUAAAUAGCUCAAAAAUGGUUUAAAAUUGAAAAUUUUACUAUACCUAGAAAAAUCAAACAUAAGUUUUGUGUCAAAAUGUCAAAUUCCAAUGAAUAUUUUAAACUGAAUUACAAAAAAAUGAAAAUAAUAAAACCAUUAUUUUCGUAAAUUUUUUCUGAAUUAAAAAAAUAUGUGCAAUGUAAUAUUUUUAUUUUUUAUGAGAGUUUUAACAUAAAAUUUUAGCGAAAAUUGUCAAAAAUAGAGCCUUUCAAAAAAUGUAUAAUCGAACUUCGAUCCAAAUCGUUUUUCGUUACCAAUGGCUUAUCGUUGGUUACAGAUAUAAAUUAAAUAACUUUAAGUAUCCUCCCUUUCUAACUUCCCCUCUACAAUAGUGGCACAUCCGUCCCCAGUAUCAGCUCUUUUUUUUUUAUUAUAUGUCACGCAAAUGUCAUUAACAUAGCGCUACACCUCAUAGCGAGGCCGAAUCGCAUCCCAACUCUGACAAGUUUCCAGCCAUUACUUCCUUCCAACCGCCAGCCAGCAGUCAUACAAUUAUAAACAAUUUGUAUGUUUUUUAUUUAUGAACAAUCUAAUAUAAUAUAUAUAUACCUUUUUUACGAUUAAAAAAAAAAACCGGAUUGAUUAAAUAUUAUAUAUAAUGUCCGAGUACUUUAUAUUUAAACUUAUUAAUACUGUUUCUAACGUGUGAUGGAAAAACGCAUUUAAAAUAAAUAAUUAAUUUGAAAAUGUUUACUUUUUACUUAAUUCUUAAUUUUUAACGACAGCAAAAACUUAUAUAAAAUAUAUGAGCACGAGUGGAGCUUUUAAAUAAAAGUAAACAUAUCAUAAAAUUACUUUAUAUUUAUCAGUAGGAAUUCGUUGUAAUUUGGAAAAAAAUCGUAUUUUUUGUCUUUUUUGGUUUUAUUCAAUUAUUAUGAAAACUACUUUGCAUAUAAAAAAACGAUUUUAUUUAUCAGUAGUUGAAUGGCGCAAAAGAAACAAAAUCAAACCUAGUUAUUUUUCAAUUGGAGCAGUAUUUCUGGUAGAAAACAUAAGUUGCAAAAAACCUACUUCAUAAACAUAAACGUAUUCUACCAAUCUAUUUAUUAAUAAACCAAUUAGUAUUUUAUUCGUAUAAAUAGUACAAAUAAAAUAUUUGUUAUCAAUCCAAUAACCGAGUAAAUGUUGAACUACAGGGUCAGAUGCGCCAGGUGCGUGCCCGGAAGAAAGUGGCUAAAACGGUACUGGCAUUUGUGUUGGUGUUCGCCGUGUGCUUCCUGCCCAACCAUAUAUUCUUGUUGUGGUUCUACAACAAUCCUAAGGCCCAGGAAGAGUUCAACGCAUUCUGGAACGUGUUUCGGAUCACCGGGUUUUGCCUGUUGUAUACCAACUCGUGUAUCAAUCCCAUUGCGCUGUACUUACUCAGCGGUACUUUCCGCAAACAUUUUGACCGGCAGCUGUUCUGGUGGUUCGUUAAGUCACCAGGCGCAACAACCGUUUCGCGGAACGGUCAUAUUAUGCGCCGAAAGAACGGCACUCGAGAAAAGGAUCGGGGCACAAUAAAUGAAUCAACAACCAUGGCUAACGUUCAGAUGAGCACGUUCACCAAGCGGACCACCGACAUGAGCACCACCACCACAGUGCUCGGGUGCGGCCUCCAGGACGUCAUCAAUGUAGUAUAAGGUAAGUGAAGUAAAAUUAAUAUGAUUGAUUACAGAUUGUAAUAUAGUAAUACGAACUACACUGAUUAUUGGGGCCAAGAUUAAAGAUAAACAAGUUCUUGUAAGACAGCAGUCAUACCAGACGGUGAACACUUCGAAUUAUAGAUACAGUGAAAUCCUUAUAACGGAAUCGCUCAGUACCAACUGAAUUUUUCAGUUAUAAAGGAGUUUCCAUUACAGGGAAACUAAAAUAUAUGGGUUAUGCAAAACUAUUGCUUUUUCUGUUUUAAUGAAAUCUCCAUCUUAUAGGGAGGUUUUAUUGUAUUUGUUUAUUACGGCACGUGACGCAAGGAUAAUUUGAAUAAAGGAUAUAAUAUUUAAAAUUUGAAAUUAUGACUUUAAAACGUAAUAUAAAACCAAAACAAUAAACAAAAAAUAGAACUGAUACUGGGAACGGGUGUAGCCACUGUUAUAAGUGGGAAGAUGGGAAUAUGAAAUACACAAAAAUAUUUAAAAUAAAUAUAUGCAAAGAUAAACCAUUACUAACGAAAAACGAUUCCCUAAUUUUUAAGAUUUUUGUCAAAAUUUAAUAUCUAAAAGAUUAUGAAAAAUAAAAUGCAUUAAACGGAAAUUUGAUUUUUAGACCAUUAAGUACUUAUAAUAUAUCUUGUGUUAAAUUUGCAAGCGUUAUCAAGUCAUAUCAUUUUAAUAAUGCAUAACUACCAAAUAAAAAUGCAAAAACAAAAACGAAAAUAUAAAAUACCUAUAAAUCGCCUAAAAAUAGUUGGAACGGUUUGAACAUUUUUUCAUACUCACAAAAGGCUAAUAUAAGUAUUUUGUGAAAACUACAGAUCUCUAUAUUAAUUUUCAACCGAAUAACAACAAAAAGCCCAAAUGUUGUACACUUUGCUAAUUUCCUACGUUUUUAUUACUGUUGUGUCGGAAUUAUUAGAAAUCUAUAUGGAGAAUCAACAUUGAAAUUUUUACUCAUAAACUAGACAAAAUUUUAUUCAAAAUAUGUUAUUUUUAAAUUUGGAUAAUGAUUUCUAGUAGAAAAAAAACAAAUGAAAUUUUUGCGCCGUAAUUUUAUCCGGCCUAAUUAUUAUGAAAACUUCUUAAGAUAUCAAAAAAUUACGUACAAACAUGAUACAAUGGGUGGGCUAAUGUUGUAAAUAAGUACUUGGGAAGGUAGAGGGGAAAAUUUAAUGUACAUCAGUACGCAACAAUUAGCCAUUGCUAACGAAAAAUGAUUCUGAGUGGAGUUUGGUUGAUAGUAUUGCUUUCAAACUUUGAUAUUAAAAUUCUUAUAAAUAUUCUUAUUCUAUAUUACUUUUUUUUUUUUUUUUUUACCACACAUUAUGACUUAUAAUGAAACUCCUGUUAAAUUGUCUAGCAUUUCUGUUCGGUCUAACCUACCGAAUAAAUUUACUUAAAAAAUUUGCAAAAUUAUAAUAACUAUAAAUAGCACAAAAAUGGAUACAAUGUUUUGAAAACUUUACCAGGCACGUCUAGAAAAGGCUAAUAUAAGUUUCCUGUUCAAACUUCAAUUAAGUUUCUACAAACAUUAAUUAUUAACUGAAACAAUACAAAACAAAACAAAAAUCAAAAAUCAAAAAAUUGGAAACAUUUAUUUCGUACAUUUUUCCAUUUUUUCUAAGUUUUCCCCGAUCUUUCCCAUUUUGUAUGAAAAUCAAUAAAUGACUUUCAUGAAGUACCACUUCAGUCAAAAUAUUCUUCCAGAAAGAUUUCUACACUUGAGUAAAAUUUUUGGUGCAAAAGUUCUUCACAGGAAUCAUUGUAAACCUCUCUAAGCUCAGAAUCUAAUAAGAACGAACGAAUUGCAACUCAUUGUUAGUUUUUAUCACGAUUAUCUAUAAACGUGGUACCAAUAUAGUGUAGUUGAUUCGGUUCGUAUAAUAAAGUUUAUAUUUUUUUUUCACUAGGUAUCAUUUUAUCAAAUCAGUUGUUCUCAUGGGUUAAAAAGAGAAAAUUCCACCUAUCUUGGUUACCAAACUGGCUCUGCGUAUAAAACAGGGACGGCCCAUUCAUUUUUUUUAUUAUAUAAAUGAUAGAAGAUGAUUUUUAAAGGUAUAUAGAACGUCUCUAUUCGACGAAUGGGGACGUCUCGAAAUCAAACGUCGUGUACACGUUUUCGCGAAAACGAUCAAAAUGCUAAUCAUAUUCAAGCAAUAAUAGUAUGUCGAUUUAAUUAUGAUGUGGUGGAUGGCCGUUUGAGGGCAAUUUGGAUCCUACGUCAAAAUCAAAACCUCGUUGUGCGGCCAGCACAAUAAUCAAGAAUCCGUUUAAUUAACACUACUACGGUUUUCCCCGCAGCAAUAUCGUUUUGCUUUUCUAUUAGCCGAAAUUCGACGGGCCAUAUUUCUCGCCUUGAUUUAUGGAGAUAAAAUCCUUCUGGGGUCAUCUAUUAAAAAUAAUAACUUUGAAAUAGAUAUUAUUCUUCAUCCCUCGCAACCCACAAUAAACCUUUUACGAACUCAUUAAUUUUUACCUAGCCACAAAUUAAUUUCACCCCAUUGAAACAAGUAAGUAUACUCUCAUAGAAUAUUUGAAGGCUGAUUUCAAACAAUUUCCUGUAUUUUUAAAUUCUUAGUGGAGUGAGGAAUGUAUUUUACAAUGAUUGUUUUUUUUUUUUUAUUUAACUUUUUUAUCAGCAAUUUCACUCCAGUUUAUAAUGAUAUAGAACUUUUUCUGAAAAAAAAUCUGAUAGAGGUGGUACUUUAGGAAGGUCAUUCUUUGAUUUUCUUAGAAGUUUUCCCAAUAAAUAGGAAAAACCGGAAAAUAGAAAUACUAAGUGAACCAUUUAAGUGGGUGCACUCAUUAUCUCGGAAAGUAUUAACUUUUUCCGUAAUUUGUUUUCUAGAACAUUUAAGAAACAAGCAGUUCUAUAAUUUUAUAUUUGUAUUACAUUUUAUCACCCCAAUUUUUGGGGGUAAAACCAUUACCUACUUUUGAUUUUCAAACGGUAAACUAUAUUUAAAAUUUCAUAAAUGGAUUGAGUAUUAGUUAAAAUAAAUUUUAGUGUUGCCAUUUUUAAUUUUUGUUGCUUACAAAUAUACAUUAAAUUUCCACUCUACCUUCACAAAUUCUCUCCUACAAAAGUGGCCCACCAACCUGCGAAGUAUUUCCGUCUUUUUUUAAUAUACUGUACACAAAAAUCCUACCAGAAUUUUUUUUUUCAAUUUUGUUCUUUUAUUGUAGAUCAGUUUAAAAUGCUCAUAGAUUUUGACUUCAAAACGAAAACUUAUAUUUAUCUUUUUUAGACAUGGUAAAAUUGUCAAGAUAUGAGACACUUUUCUUAGCUAUUUACUGUUAAUUUAAUUUUUCGAGUUCUUUACGUAAAAUUUAUUGGGUAGGUACUCUGUGGAUAAAAUUGUUAGACCGAAUAGAAAUGCUUGCAAAUUUAACAUUAGGUUCAUUAUAAGUUGCACUUAAUGGUCAGCAAGAGAAAAUCGAGUUUAAUACAAUAUUUUUAAUAUCAAACAUUGACGAAAAUCAUAAAUUUUACGGCCUUUUUAAAACAUGUAUACAUAACCGAAUUUAGAAUUGUUUUUCGUUUUCAAUGACUAAUUGUUGCACACAAAAUUACCUACAACAGUGGCCUACCCUUCUUAUCAUAGAUAUGUCAGUCUUUUUUUUCAUAGUGUGCCUAUUUACACAACUUUUCUAUCAGAAAUCUUGCUCUUAUCAAUAACGUCAUACAACCAUUUUGUAUUUUUUUUUUUUUUUUUGUAUCUAUUGACAAAGUAAAUGUUUGACUUUAAUUGUAAUUUUUUUAAUAAAUGAAAAAUACUGACAAUUUUCGUUACCUAUUUUCUACCUUGGUAAUAGGCAAAUAAAUAUGACCAAUAACAAUUUUAUAUCUUCCCUUUUAACAUUCCUCCAAAAUAAGUGACACACCCAUCAGCUGUAUUACCUUUUUUUUAUUUAAGCAUUUUAUAUUUGAUUUAUGCAUAUUAUAACAUGUUGUAUUAUAAAACAAUAUAUGGUCUAAACAUUAUUGUACGAUCACGAUAAAAAAAAAUUAUACUUGAAAAAUUAAUUGACAAUAUUGCAAGAGAAAAUAAUAAUAAAUGAAACAAAGAAAUUUCAAAUAUAUUAUAGUUAUUAUUAAUUAUACAAAAAAUUAGGAACGUAGAGCUAUAAAAAUGUCAUACCUAACUCUAUUAUUUUUUUUUUUGUAUUUUGAGAAAAUACCAAAAAAAAAAAUUAAUAAUGACAGUAGGUAGUCGGAUUAUUAUACGGAUGACGGAGGUUGACUUUUAUGAAAAUACUGUGAACUUGCGCAUGAAAAACGAAUAUCUAUAAGUGAUGCAAAAUAAUAACAAUAUUAAUGUCGCAGUCUGAUCCACACGGACCGAAACUAUCGUGUAGUCAUGUAGUUCACUUCUGUGAGAGGAAAUAUAACUAAUUAUGAGUUUUCCUUAGAACUCGGCUGAAAAGUUUGAAAUACGUAUUAUUGUUAAAAGUAGCGGACAUCAGGAUGUGUUCGGGGCCCUCUUAGGGUUUUCGUUAUAUUUAUAUAUUAAAACCUACAACUUAGUACUUAAGAAAUUGUACCCCUCUCCCAUAAAACUGGGAUAUAUCCACUACUGCUCAUUUACAACUUUAUAAGCUCACCACGCCACUGUAUUGGUGACAAAGAGUAUCACAACUAUCAUGACAGUAACAACCAGUGGCGGAUAUAUCCCAGUUAUGGAGAGUGGGGUACAAUUUCUGAAGUUCUAAGUUGAAGUUUAUUAUAUAUAAGUGUAAAUAAAACCCCUAGGAAGCCACGAACACUCCCUGAUAUCCACCACUGGUAAUAAUAAUCGUAGCUCGCGUAAACCAAACUUAAAGGUAUAUUAUAAUUUAAUACGCAUGAUGUGAAAAACAUAAGAAUAUAGAGAGAUUUUCAUUUCAAAACCAAUUUGUCAAUUAACAUAAAACCUGUAUAUAAUAAAAACAAUCGUUUGCCACUGACGAAUUCACAAUGAAAAUUUAGCAUUUGUCUAAAUUCACAUCACAGUGGAAAAAAAACAAACUCGUCCCAAAACUCGUUUUAAAACCGAAAUACGAAUCGUCAUAAAAAAAAUCUGUUGAUUGUUGUUUUUUAUUUAUUUAUUUUUUUUUUUUUUUGCAAUUCUUCGUCAAUCGAUAAAAAUGUAAAUAUACAAACAAAACAAUAUGAACUAACAAAUAAAAAAAAGAGCAAUUACUAUUCGAGUAAAAACUAAAUUUAUAUUCUAAUUCUAAAUCGAUAUUCAAUUAACAAGAAUAUUGGUUUGUAUACUUGAAUUUUUCCAUUUCCUGAAGCUCGUUAGUGUGAAUGUUAUCGGACCCUUUGAAUAAUAAGUUAUUCAAUUGCCGAGUUUUUGUGUUUGUACACUUGCCAUUAUUUGUCUAAAUAUAUGCUGUGGUCGAGUUUCAGAGAUCAUAGGUGGACGAAUCCCCGUAUAUUUUUUUAUAUAUUUUACUAUAGGUAUAUUGGUGCCUCUUAAUUUAAUUAAUCCAGGAACGCUAGAAACCGAAGAGUAUGAAAUAAAUAUAUUGAACUCAUAUAAUAUAUCAUUAAAUAAACUUGUAUUUAUACUGUUUUCAAAUAAAAUAUAAAAAGCCGAACAUAAUUAACACCAUAGGUAUAUGUUACUAAUGAAAUAGUUGAAAAAUUGAAGAGAUGGUUAAUUUUGGUUAUAUACUAAUUAGAGCUUGGUAAACUGGUAAAGGUACUUAAAAGAGGUUUUUUUUUAAUUUUCCCAGAAGUUUUCCCAGCAAAUGUGAAAAACCAGGAAAAACGUGAAAAUCGGUACAACAUAAAACAAUUAUUAUUAAAGAAAACAUAUAAUGCCUAUUUAAUUAUUUUAUCAUGAUAUGGCAUACCGAGCGAUUCAUUUAAAUGAAUACACUCAUUAUCUCGGAAAGUAUUAACUUUUUCCGAAAUUUAUUUUCUAGAACAUUUAAAAAACAAGCAGUUCUUCCAUUUUCAUAUUUGUGUUACAUUUUGUCGCCCUUAUUUUCGAGGGUAAAAUCAUUACCUAAUUUUGAUUUUCAAACGGCAACUUAUAUUUAAAAUUCCACAAAUGGAUUAAUUAAAAUAAAUUUUAAUGUUGACAUUUUUAAUGUCUCUCAAGCCGUUGAAAAGAUACUCCACUUUUAAGUUUGGGUUGGAGAAGAGUAGUGGUGAAUUAUUAACACGCCGCACGCCUUCCCGCCACAAAUGAUACUCCACUACUCACCUCUGACCCAAACUUAAAAGUGGAAUAUCUCGUCAACGGUUCGACGAAAAUAAAAAUAAGUCAAGACUAAAAUUUACUUUAACUAAUAUUCCGUAUAUUUGUGGAAUUUGUAUUAUAGGUUGACAUUUGAAAAUCAAAAGUAGGUGGUAGUGGUUUUACCCCAAAAAUAACAUAAAUAUACAAUUUUAGAGCAGCUUGUUUCUUAAAUGUUCUAGAAAAUAAAUUCCGGAAAAAGUUAAUAAUUUCCGAGAUAAUAAGUAUACCCAUUUAUAAGAAUCAUUUGGUACAAUACUAAAUAAAUAUUAUUAAAGAAAAUAUAUAAUGUAUAUGUAAUUAUUUUACCAUAAUAUGACAUAUAUUAUAUUGUAGACAGAGUAACCGGCUAUCAACCAAACUCCGCUCGGAAUCGUUUUUUUCGUUAGCAAUAGUUUAUCGUUGCCUACUGAUAUAGAUUUAAUUACCUAUAACAGUGGCUGCACUCGUCCCCAUUAUCCUAGGACAGCUUUUUACUAAUCAAAAUAAUGUAAAUAAUAUUAUAGCUUCUUCAAUAUACUCAUAAUUUAAAAUGUUUAAAUCUAAAAUAAUAUACUGACAGAUAGAGGCAUAAACAGGUAGCUAAGGUUUAAUCCUCUAAUGGAUAGUGUUUAGGUCUACAUACUAUUUUACGCUUUAAGUGUUAACUAAAUUUUUUCUUAGUUAUUUCUUUCAAUUUGAAAAAUUUUACACACUGAUAAGUAAUGAAAACGUAUUUAGAAGAAACACUAUCAGAAAAUAGACUCUACUGUUGUUGACUAUGGCUAAUAUAAAUAAAAAGGAAUGCAUUUAUGAAAAAAACAUAAACAUUAUCUUUACUUACAAUUUUUCAAGGAGGAUGCAAAUAUAAGGGAAGGUGUAUAUUCAAUAAAAUAUAUAGUUAUAAGGUAUGCCAAUACACAAUGUUUAUGUAUAUUAUACAUAUAGUAUACCAAUUUAUUAUUAAUAACUCAAAGCAUUCGAAAUUUUCGUACGUGUUUGUUUUACUAUAACAUAAUAAACGUAAAUCGUAUAGAUUUAAUGCACGGUCGUUUUAAACAUUUUACAUAAUAUUCUAUAUAAACAUUGUUGGAAUACGUUUUCAAUUUAAUUCGCUCGUACCUAUACAAUAUAUUUUAAUUUGCAUAGGAAACAAUACAUAAACUGCAAUUUGUUCAAAGUUUCUAUAUACUGCAGAUCAAUCAAGAGGAUUCUAUAACGACAACAACUCGAAAAUAAUGUUUUAAACGUUUUUAGUUUGUGACCGCAUUAAAAAUAAUAUAUUCUCGACAUUCGUGACUGCAAUAUAUAUAUACAUAAAAAAAAAGUCGGCCAUAUUUUUUGGAUUAUGUAUAUUAUUGUCUAAAUGAUUAUUUGAACGGGCGAGCGUAUAAUUAACAUUUUAAAUUCGAACAAAUGAACUGACGCAUUUGAAUCGAGCUCAUUUAUUUGUUUGUAUAAUUAUAUAUAAAUACAGUAAAACUACACACUCGAAUAUAUAUUUUCAUUUAUAAAUAUUAUCAAAAUAAAAAUAAUUAUAUAUUUUUUAUUAAUAAUACUGAAAAACAAAUCAUGUGGCGUAAGAUAAUGUACUUGUAACCAUACAAAUAUUUCUCUUGUGUAAUACGAUUCAAGUAUAAUAUUUUUUUUUUUCGUUGGUAAAAAAUAAUAUAGUUUUUAAUCUUUGAAGGAACAACAUUAAAGGUGUCUUUAUUUACUAUGAUAUGAACUGAAGCGGUUACAAAAAACCAAACAAUAUUAUAAAACAAAUAUAAGGAAUAUUUUUGUUCUUUAAUUUAAUUUCACCGUAUUAUAAUAAUGAAUAGAUAGUAUAAACAAAUAAAUUCUCGGUUAAGCUGUUUUCACACAUGAUUUUUUUCAUGAAAACACGAACCUACAUUGUACUAUUUUUUAAAUCCAUUACUUUAGAUACAAAAUAAAAAUGAAACUUAUAUAAUGAACCUGUUACUCGAUAUUACUAGACAAUAUCAUGUCCAUGGAAAUUUUGUUGACACUAUUAAACAUUUUUUACAACCUUUCGAAAGAAUAUCUUUCCGAACACUCUAACAGAAAUAGUUAAACAUAAUGACCAUCCAACGAUUCCGACAGGGAGGCAGGAGGCUCACUCCCUCCAAGAUCAUAUAGAAAAUUGUAAUUUGUGUUUAAUUAGUUAUAAAAUGUAAAAAUGAAUGCAAACAUGUAAAUUAAUAUAUAGUUUGUAAUUAUAGUUAUUGUUAUAGUUAUAUGUUCAUUUUAAAUUUAAAAAACGAAUAAAAAAAUAAUAGUAUUUUUUUGAUUUUUAAAUCUUCUAAUACAUAACUAUCUAAUGGGUAACUGGUACCUAUAAGAGGCCAAUAAAAUAAUAUCAAUAAUAAUGACGUAAUAUAAGAUGAUUUUAUUUUUGAAAAACGUAUAAUAUUUACAAUUUUGUCUUCUUUUUGAAUUUAUUUGCUUAAGAUUCAUAGGUACUAAGCCCUAUUUCAGGCAGCAUCUGCGAUCCUGUAUCCCCACUGAAAUAUACAAUUAAUAAUUAUUCUGAUCCAAGUUAAGUAUACAAUCUAUACGAGUUACGAGUAUAGCGAUAAAACGUAAAAUGUGUACGUCCGACAAGAUAAACGUGUGAUAACUAAAUCCCAAUAAUAAGUAUAGUAAUAAUUGUCUGUUUUCAUAAAUAUAAAAUUUGUAUAAAAGAGUUCUCCCCAAAGAAAAAUAAAAGAAACAUAAAAUUAUUAAUACUGUUAAAUAAAACUUCAUAAUUUAACACUACAAUGAAGUACCUUAAAGUAACUGGAUUUUUUUGAAUUUCCUCAUUCAAUAUGUCAAUAAAAUAUAAUAUUUUUUUAAACCGCUGGAUAUUAAUUAAACUAAUAGUUAUGUCUCAAAGUUUUUAAAAAUAAAAAUAAUAAUUAUUGAGUUCAAGUUGAAAAUGAUAAUAAUAUAACGUUGAAACUAUCGUUUUAAAAUAUGAGAACAAAAUGCAAGACUCAUUUCGCGAACUUUGAUAUUGUAUGCACAUGAUAUACAAACAAUGAUGACCUGUAACUAUAAGGUGAUUCCUUUAUCAUACAUUUAUUUAUAAUAUAAGUCUAAGUAACUUUAGAUAAAGAUGAUGUAUACAAAUUAACAUAUACAAUUAAAAAUAAAAAACCCGACAUAUUGCGGCAUAUAUAUGUUAAAAAGAAGAGGGGACAGCUUGACAUUUGAAAACCAAAAGUCAACACUCAAUUAAGGUAUAUAAUGUAUGCUAAAUAGUAUACAUACAUUUGAAAUAGAUGUACAAAUAAAGAUUAAAAUAAUUCAUACACAAUAGACUCGAUAAAUCUAAAUUUAGGGGAUUGAGUGAUUUACAACGGUUUUCGGUGCAGUGUUAGAAUUAUUGAGGGAAAAAAAUAACUAGAGAAAGAGAUGUGAAAAAUUGUAUUACGUAUAUUAAUUAUUUAAUUUACUUUACGGUUAUUAUUAAUUAUAUUGUGUAUAUAUAUAUAUAUAUAUAUAUAUAUAUAUAUUGUAUAUCAUUAAAAAUCAGUUUACAAUACAUUUUUAGCCACUAUCUGAUUUAUAGGGUUAUUUAAAAAACUGAUAACCUUGAAAAUUACAUACAAUUUUUCUUCAUCCAUUUAUUGAAUCUCAUUCUCACCAUUGUCAUAAAAUAACUAUAAAUUCGAACUGCAGAGCUUUUGGAAAAUAAUAUUUGAAUUGUAGAAUAUCUCCCACCGUCUCACACUUUAUUAUCAAGGGGACCAAAAUAAAUGUGUUUUUUUUCAGAUUAUAGAGGUUUUCUUAAAGAGCCAAGCGUUUACCUAGUUCAUUUUAUGGAGAUUUUAUAAUUAUUGAAAGUCUUAUUAUUGAAUCUACUAUAAUGAUUUUGAAAGAAAGCAGAAAUUCCAUUUGUCUAGUUAAAAUCUUUUGAGAAAAUCACCGGAUCACGGUACAAGAAUCAUCCUGUAUAACUACAAUUCUAAACGUCCAUCCACAAAAAGUAAUUUAUUUAAUUUUAUUGCAAUAAUAAUAAUAAUUGUUUGGUAUGAAUAUGAAUAAUUUCAAAUGAUAAUUAUUACAAUAACACAAUGAUGACGUAAUAAUGUUCGUGUUGCAGUUAUUAAAACCCUGUACGUCGAAUUAACACUCUGUUGCCGCCCCCGUGGGAUCUUGAACGGUUUUUUAUUGUUAUUUUUUCGACAUUUCGUUGUAAUAGUUAUUAUUUUAUGCGGUAAAUUGGGCGAUGUCGACCUGUAUGAUUACUAAUUUAAGCGAACGACCGUUUUUAAGUAUUAAACUAGCCGAAUAAAUUAUAUUAUUAUAAUAACUGUCAAUAUCUCUAGUUGGGACUAACGGUGUUCAAGGGUGGCCAUUGGCAAUAGAGAACGAAAUUAAGUACGUGUAAUAUCCACCGCCUCCCCACCAGACCCGAAGUAUAUAAUGCGAAAUCGCACGUUAUCAACGAUGCCCGAGAGGUUAUUAUUGUCUUUCAUUUUUGCCUUAACUACAAUUUUACUAUAUCACAACGACGCAAUGGGUUUGUCAAUUAGAUACCCAUAUAAUAAGUAAAUAAAAAAAAACAAUUAUUAAAAAAUGUAUAAAUAAUAAUUUUUUGGAAAAAAAAAAUUGGAAAUAUUCACACCGUGGGUAAUCACUACUGUUAUAUAUAAACUAUAAGUUGGUAAGAUAGGACAGGAUAAUAUAAAUAAAUAGAUGUAUAUAAUAUAUACAUAUUUCUAGUUUAGUUCAAUAUUAUUAUAAACUGAAAGCAACGAUAAAUUAUAUUAUUGUAAACAAAAAACGAUUGAAAGAACGAAUGAGUGGAGCUCACAGUUAACUAUGGUUAAACAAAGUCCUUUCUUUUUCAUAUAACGAAAAAACUCAAAAAUUAACGAUAGAAAAAAAAUGUAAAAACCCAAAAAUUCAAACGUGCGCCAUUUAGCCCUCGGAUCGAAAUUUAAAUUUAAAAAUCCGACUUCAAGAUUUCGAGGGAUGAAUUUAAUGACUGCAAAAUUCGAAAUAGUGAAAGACGAUAUAAUCAAUAUACGAAUUCAAAUUAUUCGUAUUAUAUUUGUAUUUCCUAUUGCGUCGCUGCUAAUAUACAGGUCAACCGAUUCACAAUAUAGACAAAAAAAAAAUGUUUAAAAAGAGAUUGGACUCAAAUUAUUAUUUUUACCUUUCCCCCUCCUCAUAUGUAUAGAUAAAGGAAUGAAAUCAAAUUACCUAUAAUAUUUUAAUCAUUUAUUUUUACUUUACUUUGCCUACUUUUAUGCAAUAAUAAUCAUAGACUAGCACACCUAGGCGAAGCAUAUAAUAGUCCUAAGAACAGGGGUAGAAGAUGCAAGGUUUUGCAAACAAUUUUUUUUCUUUUUUAAUCGUCACGAAAACCACCAUCUACUUUUACGAAAUUUCAUACUAAUAUUGAAUACUCUAUAAGUCAGUGAAUAUAAAAUUAUACAGUUGUCUAUUAUUAUUAUUAUUAUUAUUUUGUUUCAGACAAGAAUAUACGUUCGAACAACAAGGAAACCAGUCAUUAUACUAUUGCAUAUUGUGAAUUUUUAUUCCUACAAUAGGUACCAAUAUCAUAGUAUAGUAAUAAAAUAAUAUGCCAUUUGUCAACUUGCGUUCUACGGUAUGUAUACUUGCAAUAAUAUAAUGCGGUUAUAAAUAUCGUUUAUUAUACUAUAAUCGAAUAUUUUAUAAUACCACGUAUCCAAAAAACUAAAACCAACUCAACCCACCUGCAUAGACCUCUGAAAUGAGGUAUGUCAUGUUGCCUAUAUAUUUUUUGUCCUCUCCUGCCAAAUUAAGAAUUAUGAAAUGCGUGGUGUUGCUUCUUAAAGGAUGAUAUACAAUGCUAUCGGAUUUUUAGGUAACAUUAAAAACAUUUUAGCCGGAUGACCUUGGAUUUAAAUUAAGGUUUUCGGAAGGUGAUAUAGCCAGGAGUACUGGAAUACACGUUUUGAGCCUGUUUUUUCUAAAUGCUAACCAUAUCAUGUGAAAUAAAACUUACAUUUUCUCAAAUCUUUAGGUUUAAAGAACAGGUAUCUAUUCUUAAC